UUAUAACAACAACAACAAUGUACUUAUUCCUUGAUGUGUUUUAAUAGGAUCAAUUGACAUGGAAACUUGUAGUAGCAGAUUUUUUAAAAAUAUUCUGUUCAUGUCACCAUUGGCUCAGUCAUGCUUAAUGGCGUGGUAGUCAUGGUGUAAAUGUAUCAACAGUGAGUGCUCUUGAGAAUUUAUUUUACCAGUUAAAUAAACUAUUAAACAAAGGUCUUGAAAGGAUAUGUGGGGAAGGGCUGUAGAUCAGUGGCAGGAAGUCCCAGGUUCAGUUCUCAACUUCCUAUGUUGGAGGUCCCCACUGAAGAAGAGUGGUUUCUGGAAUGAGAAGUAUCCACCAAUCUACCUUGGAUCUUUGAUAUUCUAAAACAAUGAAAAAAGAUUUCUAGAAGAAUUAAUAAUCCUUUGAAAUAAGGUCCAUGUGCUAACUCUAAUUCAAAGUUAGUGAAGCAAAUCUUGUUUUGUUGAUAAGUUUUGGUGAAAAGAGCUUUCUGUUUGGAAGUUUCCCGUUCGUUUACCGUAUUAAGAAGCAUGUAUGUGCUAUUAAAGCCUCAAUAUAUGCUGAGUAAUAUUUGCAAGGAAAUCGGUCCAUUCUUUUUCUCUGUGUUGCUGCAUAUCAAGUAGUUUUUCAUCAUGUUGUAUCAAGAAAAUAGAGGUGUGUCAACUACUGAUUUGGCAUACAGUUUGGAGGAAUGGUAAUUAAAUCGUAAAAAUAUUAGGGAUUUGCCAAGGUCAGCUUAGUUUCUUCUCAUACCAGUGAAGGUUUAUUGUUUAUAUUGACAUUUGCCACUUGUGUUUCUUAGGGAACCACAUCCAGUUCAGAUACAAAUUCCAGUAGUUUCGUUUAACUAUAUCCAGGACUUCGUCCAUUUCAGGAAGUAUCUGUAGAUAAUCUCGGUGAUAUUUUUUUCUAAGGGAAAAAAUUGAAUCCUUGGCUUCAUUCCUGAAAUAUAUGAAUGGGAGGAAGGUCACAGAAGGAAGUUUACCUUUCCCUUCUCUCCCCGGUAGCUAUCUGUGCCCCCGAAGAGUCAGGGAGACAUCCGGAACACCGUAGCAUAUGAAGCACAGGGAACUGCUGCAGAGAAUAUUCCAAAAUCAGGUCCAGAUUUGCCUGUGUGGGGCGAUCCAGCCUCCCCAUCCAUCCCAGUGCACAUUAUUUAGGAUCCCAUCCCACACUGAUCAUCUGGAUAGGCUUGUGGGGAGUAGGACAGGCAGCUGCAGGAGGAAUGGGGGAACAGUAAACAUUCUUUCUGCCUGAUUAUUUUAAGAUCCAGACCAUGGUUCAGAACCCCCCCCCCAAAGUAAGGUAUCUUGUAUAAUUACUUGUAAUCAUGUUUUCCUCCAAAGUUAUUUUUAAGAAACAGUACCUAAUAUGUAUGUUGUUAACCUGGUUUUAUGCAUGGAGACACUAAGCUUGGCAUAUUAAGCUUGUUGGCUCAUGAUUACAAGACAGCUGGGAUGUAGAGGCAUGGUCAGAACUCUGAGGUCACGCGGUUACGUUCAACUCCAUGGCUGAACCCCAACUCUCUGUUUAUCGUUAAUUGAUAUUCUUUCAGGAGGAGUGGUGCGUUCUGUCUCUGAGCAAAUGCAUAUUUAAAAGCAUUGUUGUGAAAGAACAGAACGCUGAAUUCAUGCUGUUUUGUUAGAACUUCAAAAAUAUUUUGAAGUUAUUUUGGUCAAUCUAUUGCUGAUCCAUUUGCCUUUUAAUAGACUCUUCUACUGGGGACAUUUUUAAUGAGAUAUUGUGCUAGCGAGGCCCAGUGUCAGGUACUAGAAGAAGUGCUUUGUUGUGCAGAUGUCUUAAGAAUUGCUCCAGAGGAUGAAAUAUGACUGUGUUGACCUUUCAGCUGUGAGCUUAUUUGUCAGGAUUCAAAUAAGUUGAAAGGAUCAAACCAAACAGUUUUCGUAGUCAGACUGGGAAUUGUGUUUCAGAGGUCAACAGUGAGGGCCACGUUGCAGAUUCCAUAACAUAGCCAAUUGUUGGUACAUAUUAAAGUACUGGAGCUGCUUCUGCAGUCAGAGACACAAUUAAAAUUCUAAUUUAUUAAUGUAUACAGAGAGCUGGUCCAACCUGUCACUCACUGAUUCAAAUGACUGCCCAUUCUUUUUCCACCCUUGCUCUUUGAGCUUUUGCAUCCUUAAACCUACUCUUGAAUAUAACAGACACUGUGAUCCCAAUGGCACCAUAAAGAUAUGUAUUUUGAAAGUGUCUGAGCAUGGAAGAGAAAUUGUUAAGGAAACAUUUACAAAUAUACAUGGACCCUUUCUCAUGCUACUUGACAAUAUGAAAUAUUGAAUAUCCUGGUGUUUUGUAUCAUCUCUAUCAACAGUCAAAUGUCUAAAUUUGUCAUGAUUUCAUUUAUUCUUGGGCUAAAUUCUUCUGGCACUUAACAAAUGAACUAAGUUCUUUGUCCUUUUUUCAUCAGUGUUAACUAGAUUUUUAAAACAAUGCUUAAUAAAUUUCACAGGCAGUAUUUUUCAAAAAUUAAUAUGGACAUAUGUUUUUCUAUGUUAGGUACCUAUUGCUGGGUGCUUUAAUAUUUGCUUUAAGAUUUAUAUUAGGGACUUAACUAAAAUUUACAUAUGAAAGCCUGUGUUCCCUAGCUUUGGUGCAUUAAAAAAAAACCAUGAAAAUAAGAAAUACAUGGACAAACACAAAAGAUUUAUCUCAUAGAAUUGUAGAGUUGGAGGGAACACCCCUCCCUGAUCAUCUAGUCCAGUGUUUCCCAACCUUGUGCCUCCAGCUGUUUUCGGACUACAAUUCCCACCAUUCCUGACCACUGGUCUUGCUAGCUAGGGAUGAUGGGAGUUGUAGUCCAAAAACAGCUGGAGGCACAAGGUUGGGAAACACUGAUCUAGUCCAACCACUUUUGCUUCUGUUUGCUUGAAACCUGAGAGUGGGGUAGAAUGUUAAUUUAGAACGUUUUGCUGUGCAAUUUGGUUGGGCCGGCUUCCCCCUGAACUUGUGAACUGAUAAUCAAUGAAAUGGGCCAGUUUGAUAGACUCGCUGAAUGUUGUAUAUACACAUGCAAGGAUAUUGUUAAGUGAAGAUUCAGUCUCACACUGUUUAAUUUGUGGUUGAGAGGUGAACUAAACAGGUAAAAACUAAGGGAGAAAAAUCUGAUAAUUUCUUCCAUUCCUAGCAACUCACCACUGAAGAAGUCAGCACUUUGCAAUUCAUACAAUAGUGCUGGUCUAUCUGUGACCAUUGACUUUGACACAAGGAUAUAAUCCAGUUGACUAUCGGCCUGUAGAAUUUCUUUUGUUACCUCUUGACCUUAACAGCUAUUGUUGGAGACAUGUUCUAGCACAUUUCAUAUGUUUUGUAUAUAAGCAUUUUGUCUGAGAUGUGGUAUUCUGCUAGGUUUUUAGAAAAAAUAAACUUCCCAAUACAAAUACUGUGACUCACAUUUUUAAAGCAUAGAUAGUAUACAACUCUGUCUUUUAUUUGGCAAAGAUCUCUGCCUAUAAAGCCUAAUAAUACAAACAAAAGAAAUUCAGAAAGUUUAAAUGAUCUGAUUUUAAUAGCCAGAAAUUAGAAGACCAUAAAAAUAUCAAAACCACAAAAACAAAAUGGGUAGAGAAUCGAGAUUAAAGCUCUCUGUGAAAAUAUUUGCCACUGGUGUACUUCUAUUUCAUAAUGUAAAAUAAAAUAAAAUAACUAUUUUGCUGGUCUGAGUUAGCCCUGGAGAUUUAUAUCUUCGCCUGGCCAGGAUGUGUAUGCCUAGGAAUAGAUCUUUCCUUGAUUACAAUAUGUACUUUUAACCAUUGACUUUUGAGACUACCUUCCCCUCCCUGAUCUUUGGGUGUUUUAAUUGUUGGCAUGAAUUUAUAAAUUGGAAGAAAAUCAAGAGACACACUUUUGCUUUAAGAAAAUAAAACAGUAUGUGUAUUUUGGCAGCAUUAAAAUUUGUCUUAAAAUGUUAUAUUGUGUGCUCAAAAGAAAGUUGGACAUUGGAGCCAAAAAUACUUUCAAAAGGUCUAAAGCAGCAUCUCGGGGUAUCUUGCUUUGUACAGUUUGGUAAAAUUAACAUGCUAUUUGUUAUUCAGUGUUAAAUGAAUUGAGAGAGUAGUAACAGAAAAGCAGUGACAUAAACAUAAAACGUGCAGUGUGGUCCAAGCACAAGAUCCACUGAGAUGACCGAGUUUAGAAAAGGCGUGUCUUCGGCUGUCUGCCCAACUUGGCUCAGCUGGCAGAACUUAAAUAGGUGCAAGUCCAAAAGAUGGGUGUGUGGUGGGAUAGGGGUAGGACACCAAUUCCAAACCUCUUUCAGAUCACUUAUGAGUUCUGCUGGCAUUCCAGCUUUUUAGUUGUAAGAAAAGCUGCACACUAUGCAUUAAACCUAGUACACUAUGUUGUUUGACCCUUAGAGAAGUGCUAGGAAAGACUUCAGUCUGAAAUCCUGGAGAGCAGUCAGCACAGAUACUCCAGAGCUAGUUUAUUUGCAUGCAAAGCAGCUUUCUAUGUUUCUAGGAGCAGCAGUAAGAUUCUUUUUUCAGUCCUCAUUGUUCUAGCAUGGUAAUUGGAAACUUUUUGCUGUUAGUAGAUAAUUAACUAAUUAAAGGCUUCUGUGAUCUCCAAGAGAUCCACACACAAGAGAGGUUGCUACUGUGUCUCUGUGUGAGUCAUGUUCCGAGCAUAUUUCUUAACAAACAAAUAGCUUGGGGUGUGUGUGUGUGACAUUUUGCCACCUAAUCGCAUUGGACCAGAUCACAUUAGAAGCAACAGUUCAUCAGCACUAUUCACCCUUAGAGGAGGUUGCCUGUUGAUUUCCUGCAUGAGUCACUGUUCUGGGCUUGUUUCCAAUGCUGAAAGGUUUGCCCAGAUCAGUGACUCACAGAGAUACAUGACUCACAGAGAUGUACUCACAUCUGAGUGUGGGUAUUACUUCGUCUUGCAUACUAUAUGGCUGUCAGGCCCUGGGGUCCAGCAUAAAACUGGUCUAAGAUCACUAUAUUUUUGGCAAGCUACCAAAAACAACAACAACCCAAAACACCCUGCUUUUUUCCAAACUAAGAGGUCCAGAUCCCUUCAGAUCUGAUCAAGUUAUUGUUGCAAUAAUUUGCUGUGCAGUUUAAAAAAAUAAAUAAAUUGGUUGCCUGCCGACUUCCUGUGACACCCCCACUCCGCUUUUAACAGGUGUUUUUCAUGCAGGUAAAAUGUUUAUUUUAUCAUCAUUCCAAAGUGACUUAUUUCCUGGCAGAUUGUGUUUAUAGAGGUUGCAAGGCUACACAAUGUGCCGGAACAUAUCUGUGGAUUCGUUAUAAACAUUAUGGAGGAAGAAAACAAAUGAAACAUACUUGACUGGUCAGAAAUGUGUAAAUUGCUGACAAAAUGACACAUGUAAUUAAGAGUGCUCCUGCCAUUUUACCUUGUGGUUUACACCUACGGUGUUGAAAAAGAGAGUGACUCCCACCUCGCUAAUUACCAUUAUCACUGAAAUGGUAGGGUUUGAGUCAUUAGUUCCAUGUGCAUUUAAUUAGAGGAAGGCUGAAAUUGGAUUUAACUUAUUACUUUUUCAUGGAUCACUUUCUUGUCAUCACUUCAAAUUGGAUUGCAGCCCCAGGUAACUAAUUAUGAGAGCCACAGGAUCAAGAGUGAAAAAAGGUAAUUAGGAAUAACACAGUCGGACCCUUGCUGAUAGUCCACUUGUGCUUUGGAGAGAGAAAAAGAGAGAGCUGUAUUUUGUAGUAUUAUAGAUUACGGAGUUAAAGGUAUGCAGUAUUACUAGGAAUCAUGGGAGCUUGACACCACCUAUAGUGGUUUAUAUGAUGUACAGCUGGGCUGAAGAUGUUGUAUCGACAUGGUUCCACAAUCAGCUCCUUAAUACUGAGAUUAAACUUGUAAAAGCAACAGAUUGGUUGUAGGCAUGAGGCAUUUCAACAAUUGUGUAGUCUGGGGUCUUUACAUGUAUGAUUACAUCAGAGCUGUCAAGACUCAAGAUUGUAGCUUGCCAUGGUGAAGACAGUUUAAUACAUCAAAACAAAACAAAAAAAAUUCCUUCCAGUAGCACCUUAGAGACCAACUAAGUUUGUCAUUGGUAUGAGCUUUCGUGUGCAUGCACACUUCUUCAGAUACACUGAAGCAGAAGUCACCAGCCCUUAUAUAUAGUGAGAGGGUGGGGAGGGGUAUUACUCAGAAGGGUAGUGGGAAUGGGUGGUUGGUUGAUAGGUGUGGUAAACCUGUUGACGACUGUUAACGACUGCAAUUGGUCUUGCUGCAAUUGGUCUUGCUGCAAUUGGUUUCAGUGUAUCUGAAGAAGUGUGCAUGCACACGAAAGCUCAUACCAAUGACAAACUUAGUUGGUCUCUAAGGUGCUACUGGAAGGAUUUUUCCCCCUCCUACGUCAGACCAACACGGCUACCUACCUGUAAUUAAUACAUCGAGUUACAUUUGAUAAUGUAUUACUGAAGGUACUGAUGGUUCGGAAGCACCAGUCAUACCUGAUGUGGAGAUGGUGUUCAAUGUGCAGAGAUCAGGGCACUGCUGAUGCAGCGUAUGAAUGCUGGCAAACAAAAUUGCUACAUUCUGCAGAUUUUAUUUGCAUUGACUGAUGAUAAUUUUGGGACUAAGGGUGAUCCUUACCAUUGGCAUGGUCCCGUACAAGGAGUUAGGGGUAUUUAAGAAAAACACCUGCUUUGGAGAUACUUCUCAAGAUUCCUGCAUUUGAACUUGCUCGGAAGUGAUUAGCUUCACAUGUAUUUUUCUUGUGCUGGUAGGUGGAGUUGUAUAUUCUGUGAAUUUAAAAAUAUCCACUGUGAAAAAAUAAUUUUGAAAUUCCCAACUAGUUUGCUUGCUUUGUGCAAUUCCAAGAACAAGAAAUCCAGCAUUAUGAAUUUUUUGAUAAUGACUUUUAGUGGCAAAGAGUGAGAUGAGAAAUUGUGGAAUAAGGGAACAGGAGAGUUCGGAGCUGGGUAAUUGGUUGGCAUCUACCUGUCUCCGGAGACAAUGGAGGGGUGCGUCUUUGGGGGUGAAGUCAGACUGUUAGAAGAUUACAGUGCCUGCUGUGGAUGUAGAGACCAGUAUGUUUGGGGUUUUUUUUUGCAACUGGGGCAAUUAAAGGCAUCCAGUUGUGUUGCUGCAGAUACGCUGUGGUGUUUCUUCUCUCUGUGCUCCUCCCAGCCUUCAUUCCUCCUCUGGUCACUGCUAUGGAUACACAACCUGACUCUCUGUCUCCAGGUACUGCAGUCCUCUCCAAGGGAUUCCCACAUGACAGGGUUGAUGUUGCCAGCCUUCAUGUCAUGUGUGCAGACAUUGUUCUAACACAGAGUUGGUCUGCCAACAGCCCUGCUGCCUGAAGUCAUAGUGGGGGAUCCAGGUUUGAUUUUAGUUCCAUUUUGAGCGUACACUCAAGUUUCCCACACAUUGAACAUGGAAUGGCCCUGAGGGUCAUGUUUAGAUUACUGUAAUGUUCUUUAUGCGGGGUUAGCUUUGAAGAUAUUUUGGAAACUGCUACUAGUGCAGCAUGCGUCCAUGCAAAUUCUGGCCAGUGCAUCUGUAUAGAAUUGGAUAGCACCGAUUCUGAAGGAUCAGCCCUGGUUGCUUCUCUGUUACUGGGCUUCAAGUUAUUGACGUUAAUGUAUAAAUCCCUUAAAAACUUGGGACCAAGAAACUUGAUUGAUGGCGUGCCACUCUCUAUAUCAGCCAGCCUGGGCUCUGAGAUCAGCAUGGAAAUACUUUAACUCUAACUGUCCUGCCAGGGCCUUCUCAGUAGCAGCACCCAAACAUUAAACUCUCCCCUAGGAGGUUCGGAUGGCCCCUUCAUUCCAGCAUCAAGUAAAGACAUAGCUUUUUUACCCAGGUCUUUGGAGGCAGUUAAUUGUAUUUACAUGUUGGUGCAAUAGUAGUUUUUUUAGUUGAUUGUUUAGGAUUAAUACACACACACACUCUAAACAGCUCUGGGAUCUUGAUUAGUGCAAAAAUACAACCACCGUGCCCCUUUUUAUAGAGCUCAUUAGAGCUUUACAACCAUUUGAUUUCAGCUAAAUCAUGUCAAGACAAAGUAGUCAAAUAUAUGGUGAUGUCAUGCAUUGAAUUGAAUCUUCAAGUCAGUGUGCUUUCGAGAAACCAUUGUUAGCAUUAACUGUUGGUUAAAAAACCAGGACUCGCUGUGGUUAAGCAAAAACAAAAGGGAAAACUUGUAAACUUAUUGUGGUUGCAUGGAGGGGAAGUAGGUGAACUGAAAGCCAGUAGUUUGCUGCAUCUUCUUCUUGUCAUGCUAAACUAUACUUUGGUAUGCUGUCCAAACGUAGCCAAUAAGUAAAAUCUUUGAGAGUCCAAAGGAUCAUCUGUAGCAAUGGUAAACUUCAACUACAGAUUAGAUAGAUAGAUAGAUAGAUAGAUAGAUGCGUGCACACAUGCACACACACACACACACACACACACACAUUCUUACUUGAUUUAUUGUUGAAUUAAUCUAAACAUAAAACCACCUCUCACUUGUUUUAAGAAAAGAACGAGAGGCUGCUAAAAAUACAUCUUAAGUUGAUUUAGAAUUUUAUUCAUGGUGUUCAUCUGUGGUUGAAAAGGGAAGCAACCUGAGGUCAAGUGAUGUAGUGUUUCUAUUUUCCACAUGAAUCUCACUGUGUGUGAUAAAAGCACACUCAGUUUAUCUGGUAAGUCUAGAGGAAUUUCUGACAUAGUGCAGAGGUCGCUUUUCUGUCAAUUUGAGUAGGCAGCAUUUUUCUACUACUGGUUCCCACCUCCCAUUUCCAGUAUCUGCUACAAACCAUGGCACUGUUUUGACACAUGCAUCCCAGAGUGCUGCAAUCUGCAUCAUAUUACUGCACAGCACUGGAGCUUGUCCAGUGGGCAGAAAAUUUCCUGAAGCCAAGAAUAACAGCAGUUGGUGCAGGUGUCUUAAGAGCAGAAGCAACAAUAAGGGGCAGUCCAGUCCACUUGGCAAGAUGCCCAGGCAGGAAUGCCAGCUGAGACUGUAAAGGGGCAAGAUUGAAGAACCCUGGGACCCAUGGGGAUAUAUUUGCAAAGUUCAAUCCUUGAAGAAAAUUGCCUUCUGUGAUCAUAAGACAUCUUUGCUUUUUCCUGCCGAUACUGUUUGCCAAAAGGUUUAGAAGCAUUUAUCAAAUAACAGUGGAUGAACUAAAAUAGGAUAAAAUCUCUCUCACAGCUUUUUUUUUUACAAAUUCAUACUGAUACUGUGAAGUUUAUUGCCACUUUUUAAGCAGGACAGUGUGCUUUGCAACGGUGUGUGUAGUGUGUAGACUGCUUUACUAACAGCCAGUCCCCAAUAGUGGUUGACAAAAUUUACAAAAAUAUUCCAGCAUAUAUCCGCAGUAAUGUUUGUGCAUGGAGCAUUUGCACACUGGCCUUCCACCAGUGUACAACCACACUGUACAGUAUACACUGGGGUCUCUGAAAGACUGGAGAUAAGAUGCAAUAUCUGUAGAAUAUGCUAGAACACUGAUGCUCCCAGGUUCUGCAUUCGCACAGGGCCAGUACUGGUUUGGGUUACCGCUAUGUCACACUGUAAUGUAGCCCUUCCUUUCUCUUCUUGAUGCAGAGCAACCAUAUUCAGCUGGCAAGUGGGUUAUAGCAGCCAUCUAUGUAAUGAGAACUGUCUAGAAGCUGCUCUGAUGUUUUUGUUUUUUUUCCUGUCCCCACUUCCCAAGAAUAGACCUAAAGUCAGACUGGAGUUUUUAACCCCACCAGGCUAUGAGAUCAGAGAUGGGAGUCCCCCAUCAGGCCUGCUGGGGAACAUUUGUGAAAAGUGGGAUUCCAGGCAAUCCUCCAGCCCUUCUUCCAGCUGUAGAGAUAGGGGCGUAAUGAAGUUUUGAAAUAGGCACAUGAGUAGUGUGAUUUUUAUGUACUGUACAUAACCAGUGCAGUUAGGGUAGUUGUGUGGUGAAGUCAUACCUAGUAACUGAUUUUGUAUUGCUUAGAUUUUGUUACUUAGCCGUGAUAUCAUGGAUAAAAUAUUAUAAACAUAACGUGGCUAUAGCAUGCUUGUGUUAAAAAAGAUCGGGAACUUUUAUUAAGUUUGUUUUCCUUGUCAUAUUGUAAAAAUUUAUUAUGUGUACUGUGUAUAUUAGAAACAGAUUUGGGCAAUUCUGUCUAAAUGAAGUCAUCCUGGUUAUUUCCAGACUGUCUGUUUUCGGUUGUGAAUAAUUUUCAUACAUCAGAUGGCUGUCAUUUUUAGAAGUUCUCCAUAUUUUUAAAUAGGACAUUUCCCAUUUUAAACUUUUGUGGAAUGUAUCAGCCUUAUAUUCUUAAGAUAUAUUUUGUUUUUGUGACUCUUCUAACCAUCUCCAUAUCAGAGGAUAGUGGAUUAAAGAAUAAUGAAGUAAAUAUAAGCUUAAGAACUAAAGAAGUAUGGCCAUCUCUGUCUUUUCAUUUCAGACAUAAGCAACCACAAGCAUUUGAUUUAAGGCUACAAUCCACAUCACUACCUGUAAUCCACAUCACAGUUACUGUGGAGUCAGAGCUACCUUAAACAUGCUUAAGGUUGUGUUGUGUGUGCUUAAUCUGUAUGGUAUCACUUGAAACAUUUAGUUGCAUGGGAUGAAGAAUAUUUAUCCCUGGCUUUUUGACAAGAUAAAAUACAUGUAUAGUUUAAUUAAAAUGCAGUAUGUGCAUUACUGUGCAUUUAUUUGUGACAAACAGAGCAACCCAAAAACCCUUAGCACUGGGCUGGGUUGGACCAGGUGGAAGUGUUCCUGCUCCCGGUUCUCCUUGCUGAGCCUGCCUCUUGCCAGUAUCUACACCAGAAUGAGCCAGCAGGGAGCUCUGAAAUGGGACCAGUGUGAUACCCCCUGGAUUCCAAGCCGGGUUCAAUACUGUUGUGUGAUGGAUGGCAUUGAGCCCAGUUGUCCUGCCUCCCCCACCAUAAUAGGAAACCUCUGCUCUGGGCAGUAUAAGUGCCUUUGCUUGUAGAUCCAAUUUUGCUCUUCUCCUUUUCUCAAAUAGUACAUGUGCUCACUUUUCAAUAAUACGCACCUGCAAUGACCCUAGAGUCCAGCAGUGACUGAGAUAGUCCUGGCUUUGAGUUUGAUGUGGUCACCAGGGGACCAAGGAGCCUGGGCAUGGCAGGCUGGAGCCCAUUAAACCAGUUGUGACAGCCCCAGGGCCUGUAGGCAGGAAGAUGAAGUUCCUUAUCUUCAGGCUUGAGGGUUGGCCCUUGAAGGGACUAAUUCUUCAUAAGAAGGAGGAGCCCUGAGAGAGGGACUGGAGGAAGAGGCACAAAAGGCCUGAGUUCACUUUCAACCCAUGUUGAAGAAGUUGCUCUCCAUGGUGCUGCAACCAGCAACCUUCCUCACUGUUUCGGCUCUUCCGCGUGGCUAGAACAGGGUGACUAGAACAGGGCAGUGCCAACAUUCAGUGGAAGUUAUGCUGUGGUCAACAAUAUCGUGCCUUAAUUUGCUCCUGUAAAAUAUCAGCAUACAUACUGAAUCCUGCUAAUAUAACACACUUCCGUAUACCCAGUGUUAUUUUGUUUUUUGAAGGAUAAAAUCACUCUUGUGGAGUUGGCCUUCAUCAGGAACAACUACUUCCAGAAAAAUGUGACUUGGGCGUGGAGUGUGUCUAUGUGAUUGCACCAACCCGAUUGUUUCUUAAUAAAAAGUUUUCAUACUUUAAUGUAAACAGCACUUUUCAAAUUUUGUUAAGAAUAUAUUUUAGUUUUUAAUAAAUAUUCCAAGACUGUAUUUCUAUAAAGUACAGAGACUGCUGAAUGCAAGUUUGUUUCUUCAAAAUGUAUUAUUAUUAUUAUUCAUUCCAUUUCUAUACUGCUUAAUAUUUUUAAGGAAAAAACCUCAAAGUGGCUUGCAGCACAUUAUAGCAUCAAAUAAAACAAUCCAGAAUAAACUUAAAUACCAUGGAACCUCGGGUGACUUUACCCUUGGGUAACAUGAACUUUGGGUUGCAAAAGCGGCAAACCUGGAAGAGUUUUGCCGCUCACACUUGCGCAGAAGCGGUCUACUGCCGCAUGCGCGGAAGCAGUCUCUCCGGUUGCGAAAACUUUGGGAUACGGCCAGACCUCUGGAACGGAUCCCGUUCGCAACUGGAGGUACCACUGCAUUAUCUUAAAAAUAUCAAAAUGAAACAUUACAAAGGUGGACAACAACAGAAUGCACAUUUAACACAGCAAAGUUUAUGUAUAUAUAACACAUUUCAAAAUAAAGCAUUACUAAAGGAAGCCAAAAUGCACAUGUAAAACAGCAUAAUUAGAGAAUAAAAUAUGAUCAUUAGCAUAGAACAUAUCUGCUGCUCUUGCUGCCAAUCUUGCCAGUGGUGGUUCAUGGUAGGUGGCAGCUGUGGAAGCUCAGGCUCGAUGACCUGAGUCUGCACUGAGAGGCAGCCAAGAUGGUCUUUGGCCUCCUCAGGAGCUUCAGCUUCUGUAACUGGAGCCAAUCUAUCAGGCCAGGUGGGGAAAGGCCUCCAAGGCAGGGGGCAGGACCCACAGGACUCACUGCCACUUCCCACCUCCUCUCAUAUUCUAGUGUGCAUCUGUCUCUCCAGCUACCUACCUACUUUACACUCAUAGGUGUGCAUUUGUACAUAUACAUUAAAAAAAUUUUUUUUUCAGGCAUUUGUCCCUAAUAUCAGAGGACGAACUCUCAUUGAUAAAUGGAGCAUUUGAGCUCUUUUGAAAUAAAGCACAAGCCUAAUCCCCGCCAAUAACAUAUACAUAAUUGAAAUCUACAUUGUGGCCCUUGUGUGAACCAUGGAGAGUGAACACAGUAAAGAUUCAUGGGGCUCAUAAGAAAUCUGCAGUGAUGAUCAGAGAGUAGAAUUUUUUUUUUGCCCUGAACCAUGAACUUUGCCAUAAAUGCUUGAGUUACGGCCAUUUGUAAGAAAAGAAUUUUACCAGAGAAAUUGCUUGAGCUGCAGACAGCAGCUGUUUGCCUCAUGUGUUUAAACCUCCAGAGCUAAUAUUGAAGUCACAGGGCAGCAAGUGCUUUGCAGCAGAGUGAGUGAAAUUAACACCAAGAGAAACAAUUAAAAAUGUCAUUUGGGAAAGUGGCCUUAGAACCUGACAGUUUUAUGGCUGUUGCCAGGUUGACUAAAAAAUAAAUAAAAAAUAAAAUAAAAUUCACCCACUGGGAUAAUGGGGAAAAACAUGCUAGUAUGUUUUUACAUUUGUUGGUGCUUGCUUUCAUCAGAGCCUGUUCAUUUUGGGUGUAGCAUUUAUGGCACACAAAUCCCAAACCACUAAAAGUUAGAAUAUAUAACCCUUCAGCAUAGUAAGAAAAAAAAUAUUUGUAGGGUACUACUGUUCCAUCUCAGGGUUGUUGGCUUUUGGGGUGCAACAGAGUUCUGGCCAGUCUCCCCUACUUUUUAACAUUUGUGUGAAACUGCUUGGAGAGGUCACCCAAGGGUUUGGGCUAAGGUGUCACUAGUAUGCACCUGUUAAUGCCAGGGUGGCAAUAGAAACCUUAAACAAGUGCCUGGAGGCAGUUCUGAGAUACACGAGAGCAAAAAACAAACAAACCAAAAACCCUAAAUAUCCUCUUAUCUGGAUAAAGGAUUGCAGACAGCUUUGGAUGGAUUAUUCUUGCCCUGAAGAAUUAGAUAUUCGGUUGCAGUGGGGAGGGUACUCCUGGAUCCAUUGUUAUAUAUGAUGGCUCAAGUGCCUGCAGUGGCUCUCCGUGAGUGCCUUGACUACCUUAGGGUUGUUCACCAACCACAACCACGUCUAGAGAAAGAGGACGUGGCCUCAGUUGUGCACACAUAGGUUAUAUCCAGGCUAGGCUAAGGAUCUUUGCAUAAGGCUGCCUUUAAAGGUAGCCUGGAAACUUCACCUUUUGCAGAAUUCAGUGACCCAAAUGAUUGUGAGGUGUUAUGUAUCAUAACUCCCUUGCAACAGCUGUGUCAUUUCUCGCUUCAAUUUAAAGUGGUAGUUUUAACUUUUAAAUCUCUAAAUGGUUUGGGGCUGGGCUAAUUGAAGGACCAUCUACAUCCUCGUGAGCUUGGAUCAGAGACCCUGUUUUUGGGUUACCAGGGCAGGGCCUUUCUAUUGGUGCCCUCAUAAUUGUGGAAUUUCCUCCUCCCGUCCCGAUAAUUCCACUUGACAACCUCUCUUGCUGCUUUUCAGUGGUCUUUAUGGACCUUUUUUAUUAUGUAAAGCUCUCUAUUCACUUUAUCACUUGUCCCCUAUCUAUUUUUACUGUGGGAGGUUAUUAUAAUAAUAUUCAAGUACUUUUAUUUCAAAUUGUUUACUGUAUGCCAUCUUGUGAAGACUUGCCCUAAAAGGUGGGGUAGAAAUAUAUUAAACAAAUAAUGAGUCAGAGUGCAAAAGCACAGGGUAUUUGGGGCACACCUGCAUAAUUCUUAUUUCAGUCUAAAGGUGAAAUUGCUGUAGAAUAAAUAAGAAAUUUGCCGGGGAUACUAUGGUAGUGUCUUCUAUUAUUCAUAUAUUUCCAAAAUCCUUAUCAGCUCUGUAAGUCAUUCAGAUCAGUACCCUGAAAGGAAGUUAUUCAGGGCUUGAAUACAUUUCUAGAUCUCUAGCGAAGUAGGGGGUUGCCUCAUCACUUCAGCAUUGGAGCAUAAUAUUGGGAAUAGGUGAAAUAGCAUGGGAUGAGUAGAUUUGUUCCUUGUGAUUCCAUCAUGCACCUGGCAAGGCUUGAAACUUAUGCAUGCUUGGACUUUAGUGGUGAGAUACCUUACCUGUAGAUUGAUCAUUUGUUUGUCUUCCACCACCUUGCAAAGUACAUUUCCCCAGACAUUCGGAUCCUCCUGUGGCUUGAUUUUUGGCCAGUUCUCAGUGUUUGUAUUUAUGUUGGAUAGGGAAGAAUACUCUCCUUGUUACUGAUUACUAGUAGAGGAAUGCUUUUAGUACUGUGUAUGGUGCUUUUUUUCUUUUUCGCUCUUUUACAGUCUUUUUGUAUUCUAAAUGUGUUGUUAGUCUCCUUGACACUUUUUCUUGUAAAAAGCAAUGCAUUUUAUUUAAACAAAUAAAUAAAUCUGGGUGCAAGAUAUCUCUCCCCCUCCCCCGCAUUAAUCCCUACUAGAAAGAGAUUUACUGGAUGAGGUGAAGAAAAUGGUUGGAUGCUUGAGGUCAACGUAAAGAGUGUUGACCUCCUAUCUCGAGAGACAAUGGAGUGUGACUCCGGGGGUGAUGUCAAACCACUGUGUUAGCAGCACUGAAGUAACAAGCCUGGGCAGUGUGUAAGGAGCUCCUGGCCUGCCCAGAGACGGCAUAAUCUCCUUCUCAGUCUUGCUGAUGUAGUCCAAAGGAUUUGUGUAGCGUUUACUCCUUAGGCUUUUCUUUUCCCUUAAAUAUCCCACAAUGGAGUGGAGGUUUGGGAUCAGAGUUCCCCUUCUCCAAAUCAGGGGUCCUCAAACUACAGUUCGUGGGCCAGAUCUGGCCUGCCAGGGUCCUGAACCCACCCUACCCGCAAUGCCCGAGGCUCAGAAGCGGCCGGAUGGGAAGAGUCCUGAGAUAAAAGUGCCUGCGUGUAACAAAGCCCUGGUAAUGCGGUUGCUACCGCCGGCACCAACUGCUUGAUAACUGCAUGCUGCCCCUUUAAGCCGCCAGAGGGUGGCACGGCAGUGAAGGAACCCCUUCCACACCAGUCCUUUCCCUUCUCCUCAGGCCUGCUCCGUGCCCACUGGAGCAGCGCCACGCCGCUGAUUGCCUUCUUAACACAUGCGCGGAUCCCAUGCAGCGGCCUUGGCAACCUUAAAAUUUAGGGAAGCACCAAGAACACAGGCAACAUAUGCAAAUAGAAUUAGCAGGAAGAGAAGUCUGAAUCACAACAGUUUAUUGUACAAGGGAAUCUCCAUGUAAAUAGUGGUGGGCUAAUCUUUAAAAUAAAGCUCUCCACCCAAACUUCCCCAAGUUUGGAAAUAAACUUCAAUGCAGAGAAAGUCAUAUGCAUGAGGAACAACAACAUCAAAAAUAACCCAGAAGAAAUGCAGUAGAAAGGUGAUGUACUGUAUAGGUAACUUAUAUUAUUACCCAUAGCGCCUGUUGUGUGUCUGUUCUGGCUAUUAUUUUGAAACAAGGUUUUUUAAUUUAAAAAAUACAUGAAAAAGAGCAUGUUUCUAGCACCUCUUUAGUCCAACCCCGAUCAGUGUCUGAGGGACAGUGAACUGGCCCCCUCUUUAAAAAGUUUGAGGACCCCUAUGGAGGAUGGCCUACCUUCCCAGGCUGACGAGCCCCAUCUGCCUCUCACUUCCUACUACAGCACAUGCUGAAACCACCUUCUUGACUACAGGCAACAACUUAUUUAGGCUCGUCCGAAGGUUGUGCAAUCGUGCUCGCACACACAGCACCGAAUCCAGAAGAAGCCCCAAAAUGUUUUAAAGACGUCACAAAAAGGGGUGGGGCAGAGCGGGCUCUGCUGGCGUGUGCAAGGGUCCAACAUGUAACCGCACAGACUGAAGAUUGCCUGUACUGGACCCACUGUUAGUCUUGUCCACUCAAUCCAUUGGAGCCUGCUUUUGCAUGCAGGGGAAGUCCCUAACUCCCAGAGGGUUUGAGACCCAUCAGCUAACCUUCACCUGGUUUACCCAGCCAUUCAAAGCUGUUCCCAGGGUGUGGUUGCUGUCACAUGCUGACAGCUUCUAAGGAGCCACAGGUGAGAGCUGAGUGCAGGGUGGCUUCAAAUGUUGGGAGAUGUUGAGAGCAGUGAGGAUACUGGAAAUUCAAAUGCCCCAUGCCAUCCUCUAAUGCCCAAAAUGAGUCCUUUAGCAUCUGUCUCUACGGUGAGACGUAAACACACCUAGGGUGUAGCUUGUACAUCUCAGAUUAGUAGAGAUGUGCUGGACAUUAAGAUGUGUGAAUGAGGAACCAAGACCCGUUUAGGCUUACUGUUUUCUCAGGUGUACAAAUGUCCAAAAGCAAGUGUAAUGGUUAACUUCUAUCUAAACCUUGCAUGUGUCUUUAAGUAGUAACGCUUGCUGUUGUGGGCUUUAGGAAAAAAGAGGAGGUAGCAAAUUCACACAUAAAAGCAGUCAAAAUAAAUACCUGAAAUUAGUCUCUGAAUCCUGUUAUUAAAAAGAACCUCUUUGUUGACAACAUGCUAUUCCUUUGAUUAUUUUUAUUGUUAAUUGAUGAAGCAAAAGUUAUUUCAAAGCAACUCUAGCACAAGGUGGCCUAUCUAGCAUUCCUUUAAUGUAUCACUGGCUGUGCUCAGUCUUAAUGCUCAACAUCUAAUAAGGAGUCGCCAGCCUAAUUUUUUUAAUGCAAUUUACCAAUUGGGGUCCUACAAAAGGCAGAUUAUAUUUUAUGGCUUAUGAACAGCAGGGCAGAUAUUUCAGAAAAUCUGCAGAUAGCAGUAAUUUUGAGAAAAGUGCACAAAUGAAUUUGAAAACAAAAUAUUUCACUGCCUACACAGCUGCAUUCACAGUCCCAGGUCCGCAGUCCCGUAUGUGUGAUGCUUACACCUGAUUAUAUAGAAAGUAAUAAUGCCUAAAUGAAGAAAAUGGAAAUUAAAUUCAAAAGCAGAAUUAAUUCUCUCUGUGAAAAACCUGUAUUACCAACAGGGGUGUUGGCAUCAGGAAUGGACAAGCCAGUUCAGGUGGGAAAUAAUAAGCAGCCUGAACAUUCAUUUCUACUCUGAUCCAAACCUGAACCAACAAUCAUUUUAUGCUUUCAUAAUAAGCCUCCCUGGCACCCGUCAUUGAAGGAUUCUCAAUGCACGCAUUGACUUGGAAAUAUUUGCAUUUAAGUAAGAGAUGCAUAGAAAUCACUUUGCCUUCCUGUGAAGAAAUUCAUUGGCUGCUUGGUGCCACUAUUUUUUAAGAUAGGAAGAUUCUAAAUAUGAAUAUAGAUUGCAGAAAAUAUGCAGCCAGCUGAUCCAAGCCACUGUCCAUAAAAGUGUUGCCCCAGCCUUUCCAUUUAAAAUAGAGGGGGAAAGAAGUGGCUCUAUGAGUUUUUUGAAAGAGCUGCGUUCUCUCUAGUCUCUUAUUACCUGUUGUUGGCAUCCAUCUGUCUCAGGAGACAACGGAAGAGUGUUCCUUUGGGGGUGAAGUCAAACAGUUGGAGAGUCACAAUGACUGCUGUGACUGUAGAGACCGACAUGGGAGAGAUGUUUUAUUGCAGCUGGGGCAGAUGGAGGUGACCAGCUGCUCUGCUGCAGGAAUACCAUAGUGUUCCUUCUCUCUGCGCUGCUCUCAUCAGUCAUUCCUCCUCUGGUCACUGCUGUGGAUGCACGACCUGUAGAAAAUUAACAAUUAAAUCAUCAGCUAGUAAGUUUUUGUUUCUCUGUAGUUAUUGGUGUCCAGUGUAGGUGAACGUCAAUAUUUUGGGUUAGAUUGAAAAACUAGCAUGAUAAAACUGAGAUAACACAAUUUCUCCCAAUGUACAUUCCAAGCAGUACACUUGAAUUAUUUACUACUGCUUAUUUGUCACAGCUUCUAGCUGGCACUUUGUGAGAGCUUGAGAAGUGGAUGAGGACUUGUUAGUGGGUUAGGGAUUUGCUGUCAUUACUAAUAUCCUAUUUUAGGGCCUGCACUACUUGUGAAGCCAAACACAAGCCAGCAUCCUAGUGGUGUGUGAUAAACCUCUUUUUACUGCCUUCCUGAGAAUGCAAAAAAAAUGGAGGGGGUGAGUGGAUUAGUCACAAUGCAUACCUGGAUCAUGUUUCCAUUGUGCAGCCCUGCCCUAGUGGGAAGCCUUUCCAGUAGGCUGCAUUGAGCAGCAAACGGGAGAUGAACAUAGAGCAAGAGUGGGGAUCCUGUGGCCCGAAGUGCUGAGCCAGAACCACAACUCCCAUCACCCCAUCCAUUGGCCAUUCUGGAUGAGAGCUGGAGUACAACAGCCCUGAAUUAGAGGAUAUCUGCAAAGGUUAUAGACCGUAUCCUGCUAAAUUUUGGACAAGAGCACAAAUGACCUGUCUUUAUUGGUUUGUGACUUUUCGCAGUAUUAUAGCCCCUUUUUGUGCCCUUUUGCUGCGGAACAGAAAUUUACACAGGAAGACAAGAUUGUAAGGACAAGAUGGAAAAGAGAGACAAGAUGGUAUAAAGAAAAGGCCCAAAUAAAGCACAAUGUGAGUAAGGACCAGCAAGUAAAAAAGAAGGAAAGAAAAGAAAUCUUGGCAAGAGUCAAGGUUCAGCAUUGAUUUUCCUUUUAACUCAUAUGUUUAUUCAAACAGUGCGGAUACAGAUUAACUUCCUGUACUCAAUAUUUAUCAUCAUUUGACUCGUCUGGAGAUGUGAACAAUAAGCCUCUUGUUUAAGUGGCUUUUAAAAAUGCCCCCUUUUGCUGUAGCUUCUUCAUUUGUUCCUGUGCCCUCAGGUAUAGCUCUAUUUAUUUAAACUUGUCACAGCCAGUCCUUAGAAAAGAAUAAUUCACCUGCCACUUAACAGCCACAUAUGAGGAUUGCUGGCUCCUUUGGUUCACCAGUUUUUGCAGUGUUGGACUUAUCUAGUGACUUAAACUGAUUCAUUAUUCCCACAGAACAUGGUGAGUGUAGUUCUGUCAGUGGGACCAGGAGUAUCUACCAGAAUUCUCGCGUCUUUCUUUAACUUCAGUCCCCAGGAUACUUUGGGAGAUGUCAUGGCAGUAAAAUUGGUAUAAAACAGAUGUACGCUUGUGCCUGGCUAGCCGUGGUCAAAUUUACCUCUCAUCUUCCAGAUCCACUUAGUAGUUUUUCCCUAAUCCUGUACCUUCUCACCAUAAUCAGGGGAGAGAGAAAUCAUUAGGACAUUGCAUUAGUAGUUGACUGCAGAGUCACUAUAUGUUAAAGGCAACACAAAGGGCUGGUUCAUGAAUAACACAUUCCAAAUCUACAUGAUGUGGAGAGCAAGAGAAGUGCUCCUGUUAUGAGCAGGAUAUUCUUUAGUAUCCAUUUAUCUGUAGUUAAAGAGAAAAGGGACCCAUGACCAUUAGGUCCAGUCGUGACCGACUCUGGGGUUGCGGCGCUCAUCUCGCGUUAUUGGCCGAGGGAGCCGGUGUACAGCUUCCAGGUCAUGUGGCCAGCAUGACUAAGCCGGUUCUGGCGAACCAGAGCAGCGCACAGAAACACCGUGCACGGAAACACUGUUUACCUUCCUGCUGGAGCAGUACCUAUUUAUCUGCUUGCACUUUGAUGUGCUUUCGAACUGCUAGGUGGGCAGGAGCAGGGACCGAGCAACAGGAGCUCACCUGUCGCGGGGAUUUGAACCACCACCUUCUGAUUGGCAAGCCCUAGGCUCUGUGGUUUAACCACAGCGCCACCCGCGUCCCCAGUUAAAGAGAACCUCUGGUCUAUUUUAGGUGGAAAUAUUUCCAUCUAGCAAAAGCAGCCUUGCAAAAGCUACCAGCCUGUCUGCCUACAUGUACUUGUGUUUUUCAUAGAAUCAUAGAGUUGGAAGAGACCACAAGGGCCAUCCAGUCCAACCCCCUGCCAAGCAGGAAACACCAUCAAAGCAUUCUUGACAUAUGCCUGUCAAGCCUUUGCUUAAAGACCUCCAAAGAAGGAGACUCCACCACACUCCUUGGUAGCAAAUUCCACUGCCGAACAGCUCUUACUGUCAGGAAGUUCUUCCUAAUGUUUAGGUGGAAUCUUCUUUCUUGUAGUUUGAAUCCAUUGCUCCGUGUCCGCUUCUCUGGAGCAGCAGAAAACAACCUUUCUCCCUCCUCUAUAUGGCAUACUUUAAUAUAUUUGAAGGUUAUAAAUAUAUAUGUAUAACCUUCUCUUCCCCAGGCUAAACAUGCCCAGCUCCCUAAGCCAUUCCUCAUAAGGCAACAUUUCCAGGCCUUUGACCAUUUUGGUUGCCCUCCUCUGGACAUGUUCCAGCUUGUCAGUAUCCUUCUGGAACUGUGGUGCCCAGAACUAGACACAGUACUCCAGGUGAGGUCUGACCAGAGCAGAAUACAGUGGUACUAUUACUUCCCUUGAUUUAGAUGCUAUACUCCUAUUGAUGCAGCCCAAAAUUGCAUUGGCUUUUUUAGCUGCUGCAUCACACUGUUGACUCAUGUCAAGUUUGUGGUCUACCAAAACUCCUAGAUCCUUUUCACAUGUAUGUUCACAUGUACCUUUUCGUGGGUACUACAUAGCAGCCUAAAACAAUGUAUUUUGUAAUGUUGCCUUGCAUGGUUAUGUGGAGCCAGGGUGCCCUCACCACAACACUACACGCACAUGAGAUUAGGAUGAAAGACUGUUUACAAACCCAUAGCAGGGGCAUGCAUUUCUGAGUUAACAGUCUCAACAAGCUCUUUAUCUUGCAGAGUAUGCCAAGGGCACUGAAACAUCUCUCUCUCUCUCUCUCUCUCUCUCUCUCUCUCUCUCUCUCUCUCUCUCUCUCACACACACACACACACACACACACUAUGUAUUGCUUUCAGAAUGCAAUAAAGUUGUUCAGAUCUCAGUAGAUGGCAGCUGCACAGCAUAAGAAAGAGCAGCUGGAUGCAGCCACUAUUUAUACGUUUUUUUAAAAAGGAACUUCCAACUUCUUGUUCACUUAACAGCUUCCUUAGUUGCAUCAGCCCUAGGAAGAAAUUCAGAAUGUUUUCUCUUGUUGAAAGCUGCCCCAGACCAACAGUGGUGACAGCUGCAAAUAUGUUGAGUUUCUAGUUCCCUGCAAGUGACUUGGAGGGGCCCUCUCUGUUACAAAAUAGCACACUUAGCUUUGGCAAUUGGGGUUUCCUUUCAAAAGCCAUUGCAGCAGCUGAACAUCCUGACUCCAGAAGUGUGAGACUCAUACAGGGCUUUCAGCAUUAUUGUUUGAUAGCUAUGGGCUAUUCCUCCCCCCCCCGUUCUGUACACAUUUUAGUUAAAUUGCUUAAAUAGCUUAAUUGUGAUCAGAGGUUGGGAACAGGAUUUGGCCAGCAGACCAGAUUCUUUAUCUCCCCACUAGUUGCAGACCAGCUUUGCUGCCCACCCUGUCAGUCACCUGACAGUGAAAUCAAGCUGCAUGGGCAGAGAGACAAGGACCAUGAUGCCCAUGCAAGGACUUCCACUAGUGUAAUGGGACUUCCCCCUCACUCCUUCCCUUUUGCCCCCAACCUCAACUUGGCUGGGAAAGGGGGGUUGGGAGAAUGCCCCAAAUACUGCUUGUGGGGAGGAGAGGACAGAUUGUUCUACAGUAUCAGGCAAACAGAAAUGCCUGUACUGAUGGAGUGAUUUGCUUAGCGCUGUGUUGAAUUCCUCCCGCAGCCAAUGAUCAGAGGAGACCCGGGAUAGAAAAAGCAUACUGAUAAUCAGUUUGGGCAGGAAUCGUGGUAAGAGAAGUGUGUUGAAGAUGUGGCUGGGGGGAAAUAGGAUGGGAGAGUGAGAGCUGAAUCAGGCAGAAGAAACUGAAAAUAUGGGAUUUAACUGGAUUUUUUAAAAAUAAGAUUUAUCUGCCAGAUUAAGGUCAGUUAAGAUGGAUACAAUAGGCAGUUAGUGUAUAUUGGUUGGGAGAAGAUUCACACAAGAAGAUACUGGUAAAUUGUAAUCCAACCUUAGACCUUGUUUUCAGGAGGAGUUUAUACAGUGGUUUCACUGUAUAUCAGUCAUUUUGCAGGCGUUUCGGUUCAUCCUCCCAACUCCAAAGCUAUGUGACACUUCCUAUGUUUGCUAGUUUGCAUCAGGGCCACCCAGAAAUUUCAUGGAAUUUGAACCCUUAUUUCUCAGGGCCAGAUCCAGCACACACUUGCACAAGGUUCUUAUUUAUUCAGUCUCCAUGCACUGUGUGUAGGCAGAGAGUAGCUUAGUGCCACUUUCAAAUUGGACAGGGCUUCUGUGUCUUUGAUAAAUUGCACACCGUAGUGAUAUUUGGGAGGCCCAUCUUCUCCGAUUAUUACUGACUCCUUGAUGGGAGGAGUUGCACUUUAGGAACUUCCCCCCAUAUUAGAGCUCCUAAAGAAGCAGGAGCCCUAUCCGGGAGCACAUUUGAUAACCUCAGUCAUAAUCAUCUUUCAACAGGUUGUUGGAAAUGCAGCGGAUAUCACGUCCACAUCUCAGCACAAUAACUCUUCGGUGAUAUAGUAGGUGUUGGCAGAGGUUGCUCACCUUCUUGCAUGGAAACCUUAUUGGAACUUUGUUCAAGGCACCUUGGUUGAGUAUUCAGGUCACCCACUUCCUGGCUGACAUGCCAUGUGACCCUUUCACCCACUUUUGCCACAGAAAGAGCACUUGUUUAUAUCAAAACCACUGUUUCAGCGACUGUGUUCAUCAAACUCCGAAAAGAAGACAUGAAGAGUAGUUAGCUGUAAGUGUCUUUGCAGGGAGGUGGUAGAUGGCUUCUUGAUUACAGGCUGUUAGAGGGUGGGAAAUGAGAAUUUGCUGAACUACAAAGACUCUGACAGAGCAUUCCUGAAACACUGGUAGUAACUUGACAGGUAGCAUUAAGGCCAAGUUGGAUGUGAGAUGAGAGAAUGGAAUGGAAGACAUGAGGAAGCAGGAUCUAUGAAAUUACAUUGCUUGAGCCAUUGCUCAAAGAGUAGAAUCUGUACUUCUAAUGCAGGUUUGUCUGAAUCUUGAGAUCUUGGAACACAGCAUGGAUAGAAGCCACAGUGAAAUGCAGUACAGUCAUACCUUGGAAGCCGAACAGAAUCUGUUCCGGAAGUCCGUUUGACUUUCAAAAUGUUCGAAAACCAAAUUGCAGCUUCUGAUUGGCUGCAGGAAGCUCCUGCAGCCAAUCAGAAGCCGCGGAAGCCCCGUCAGACAUUCAGGUACGAAAAGAACAUCUCAAACCGGAACAAUCACUUCCAGGUUUCCGGCAUUCGGGAGCCAAAAUGUCUGAGUUCCAGGGUGUUCAACAACCAAGGUACGACUAUAUUGGAGGAAAUGAAGGAUCUUUCUGAAUUCUAUUUCCAUGGUGCUACAGAGGAGUGGGUUGGAAGCGGGUUUGUUGGCAUUUGCACAUUUUUUGGUUACCCACAUUUUUUCUAUGCCAGAAAGUGAAAUACAUGCACUCAUGCGCUGUCAUACAAGCUGAGCAUCCUCACUAUGCCAAAUCAUUGACUCUGCUAGUGAAGAAGCUGUAUCCAAUCAAAUAGAAAUAUUGACUGUCCAUAGGUUUUCAUCUAGACAAUAGCUUCCAGCAUGGCUGACUAUCCAGUGUUGUGCUAAAACAGAAAUGGGUAGGGCAGGUUGCCAGAGCAGAACUGGCUGCAAAGUUCAUGGGGCCCUCAGCAAGAGGACAUCUCAUCCUCUUUCUUCUUCAUCAUCCUAUAUACCGGUAGUGGCAGGACUGCAUCAUUUUUACUGAUCCUGCUGGUCUGUUGCUUGAUAUUUGCACUAGCAGGGAUCAGCGUGGUGGUUGUGUAGCUUUCAGAUGUAUUGUGCACUGAGCAUACCUCUGGUGCACAAAAAAGUCUCUUAAGCAUCAGUGUUUCAAUUCUUCCAUGAGGUUUAAUGUGGUCAAUUGAUUUGAGUGGUUGAAAUCCUAGAGUCACCAUAAAUCAUGUUUGUAACCUUCCAUAUGUCACUCUCAGCCUCAGUUCCCUAUCUGUUGUUUUUUUUAGAAAAUGAACUGCAGUUACCUACCAUCUUUGCAUAAUCAAAAUACAAUAUAAAUUAUUACCAAACAGCAAAGAGGAUCAGGCACCUGGCUGAAGAUAAUUUGUGCCUUCCUUGCUCUUUUGGUCCUGAACUGGAUUGUUUUGGCAACACACACACAUUCUGUUUCUGUUUCUCAGCAUGCAGCCCUCAGCGAUUCCUAGCAUCCCUGAAGAACUGUGUAAAAACAUUACUAGCAGGAUGCUAAAACAAAAUUCUGAUAUCAGGAAUAUGCUACUUAAGACUUGUCACGAAUGUUGUCAGUUUCUCCAUGAGAACUCUUCUCUUUAUUUUUUAUAAAAGCAAACUCAUUUCUUUCUUUUUAUGAAAGCAUCUCUCUCUCACUCUCUGUCAAAAAAGAAGAAGAAGAAAUGCAUUAGGAGAUUAAAUGGUGUUUCCAUCUCCUGUGUAUUUUUUUGUAAAUCAAUAAAUUUGUAUUGUUAGCGCAGGCACAUGAACCAGAUUGUACAACAUUGUUACACUGAUGAAUCUUUCCCCUUGAGGUACCAAAAGAUAUAUGUGCAAAGCAGGUGUUUUCGUUUGUUUAAUUGGAGUUGAGUUCAGACAAUAUUACUGGCAAAUGAAUUACACAUGUUCAGUAAUUCAUAGAAAGCGACAGUCAUUUUGCUUAGAUGUUUGUCUCCCAAGCUGAUUAUAUAAAUAUAGCAGGUUGUCGACGGCUUUUAAAUAUUUUAAACGAAGCAGGGUAACAUUAUUCGUUUCUCAGUCUACGAAUUUAGCUGCAGAAGCGGCACACCCAUAACUCAUCUUCUGAGUAUCAGUUGGUAACUUUUGUGUAUUUAAAUAAUAUCCUGUUUUGACAAACUGCUAAACCACAAGUCUCAAAAAGAAACACAUGAAGCUUGUGUCAAUACAUGCUGGUAUCUAUCAACAGGAAACAUUAGGGAUUGUCAGAUCUGGUACACUAAUGAGGAAUGCUUGCGUUUCUGCUCAAUGUGGAACAUUUUCCAGAACGGCUUCUGUUCUUCUCGGGCUUGUUUAUAUUGAUACCACUGUGUGUUACACAAGAGGUUGUUUCAUAAAAAAUGAUUUUGUUUCUUCCAGUUUUGCCCAUCAUUGCAGAAUUUUGGUGUAUCUCUGCAACCAUAUUUCAACAGCUAAAACUGCCGUUCUCCACAGAGGCAGUGUAAAACAAGAAGUGCCUCCAGCCAUACUAUCACCUCGGGCUGUAAGCUCCUCAGAUCUCACUACAGCUGAGCAGUGUUGGUCACUCUCCAACUAAAGCCUAGGGCACUGCAGGAAGCUCCACUGUUAAUCCAAUUCACUUUGCUUUUUUUUCUAUCAGUGAAUUCUGAAAAGGGAGGCCCAGGGUCAAGCUGGAAGUUGCUGUGCAGCUGGAGGGGGCUGCCUUACAAAGGAGAAGUAAAACAUAGGUCAGAGACGCUGCUAUUAAAGAACUCUGGUUUCAUUUCAGAGUUUUGGGUAGACCAAGUAUGUGGCCGUAUUACAGACAGAUGUUCCUUUCUGUGUUGCGUUCUAAAUAAACUUUUGGUCUCUGAUCGCUUUGACAUCAUCUGUCUUACUUUAAGCACAGCCUGGCUGAAGGUUACAUUCAAAUAUCUAAAGGGCUGUCACAUGGAAGCUUGUUUUCUCCUGCUCUGGAGGAUAGGGCCUGAACCACAAGAAAAGAGAUUCCGACUAAACAUCAGGAAGAACUUUCUGAUGGUAAAAAGCUUUUUCCGAGGUGGAGUGGACUCUCUUGGGGAGUUGGUGGACUCUCCUUCCUUUGAGGUUUUUAAGCAGAGGUUGGAUGUCCAUCUGUCAUGGAUGCUUUCGUUGAGAUUCCUGCAUUGUUGGGGGUUGGACUAGAUAACCCUCAGGGUCCUUUCCAACUCUACGAUUUUAUGAAAAUACAGAGCAUCACAGCUAGAAUGAACAAUUAUUCUAGGCACACUCCAAGGCAGUGGCAUGUCAGCCAAAGAGGUAUGCCUGCUUACAUUGCAAGCAUCUAAAAGUGUGCCAAGGUGGAAGUACUUCAUCUUCUUUCAGCUUCCUUUAAAAUUCACAAAGCUCAGAAGAUAGUACCGGUAGUAGUUCCCUUGUAACCUAAUAAGGAUAGCAGUGGCUCUGUUGCCAUUUGCAAGUUUGUCUGAAGAGCGUAUGGGCGACAUUGGCCACCCUAUAAUUCUUUCCAGGGCCAGAUGGAGACACCCUAGGUAAGGAGUUCUGCAUGUCAGCAAAGGGUUUCAGAGUCCAGGAGACGUGCAGAUGGUCACUAUGCACUAAGUCCAACUCUACUUAAAACUGUGUGGUAGGAGGGUGACUAAAUCUUAAGAUUCUGCAAGCUUUGUCGGAGCGAGUCUUUCUAAACUAGAGAUGUGCGCAAAGUGCCUCACCGUGUACACACAGGGGGGUGCUUUUGUCCUCCUUAAACUGGAUAUUUGAGGUUCAGAGUUCACAGUUCAGCGGCAGUGACUCUCUAGCCCUUUCCCCCAGAUGUAUCACUGUGGCAGCAUUAAAUUCCAACUAACCUUAGCUGAGACUAACCACAGUUCGUACAGGUUCAGAUAUCACAGCAAGUUGUGGUUAGUCUAAAACAGAAGCAAGAGCUUCGGCGCUCUUCCUCACAGGUGCGCUGGACAAGGUGGGGUGCGUGGAGAUUGGGCCAGCAUGUUGCUGUGUCUUUCUCAACAUAUGAACUUGCUGCUUCCUUACACGUACCUAUCUGCCACCCCUCUUCAUACAAAUACAUACAUGGUUUCUGUACUAGCAUUCAGAUGUUUGCUGCAUUUCAGUUCUCUUGCUGGGUUUUCAAACCGUCCCUUUCCCCCACCCCCAGCUCAUAUUUUGCAUGAAGGUGGUGAUCCUGUGAAAUAGCCCAGUAAGCUCAGCAUAGUAAAAUAGUAAAUUGACCAGUAAAAAAAAUAAUCAGUAAAUGAAGGGAAUAGCUAUUAACGUGCCAAGCCAAGAUAUAUAAUUAUAUCUUAGGACUUUUCCAAACUAUUACAUGUUGGAGGUGGAACGCGAUUAAAAGGGAGAUUUGGGGGCUGGGGGCUGGGUAGCAAGAUUUACAUUCUAUUUUUACUCGUGUAUAUUAAGUUGCAAAGCAUUUUCUAGACAAUUUAAUCAUUUGUAUUAUUACAGUUCUGGUAACCAGAGUUUUAGCUUAUUCUUCAUUAAAAGAAAAAAAAAAUGGUUUGAGCAGCCCACCCAUCUUCCUGGCCAGACCGAGAAUCCUGAGAUGAUGGCUUUUAGUGAGAUAAAACCAUUACUGUGUGGUUUUAUCUCACUAAAAAAGGUAAAAGAGACCCCUGACCGUUAGGUCCAGUUGCGGACGACUCUGAGGUUGCGUGCUCAUCUCGCUUUAUAGGCUGAGGGAGCUGGCGUUUAUCCGCAGCUUCCGGGUCAUGUGGCCAGCAUGACUAAGCCGCUUCUGGCGAACCAGAGCAGCGCAUGGAAAUGCUGUUUACCUUCCCGCUGGAGUGGUACCUAUUUAUCUACUUGCACUUGACGUGCUUUCGAACUGCUAGGUGGGCAGGAGCUGGGACCAAACAAUGGGAGCUCACCCCGUUGCGGGGAUUUGAAUUGCUGGCCUUCCAAUCGGCAAGCCCUAGGCUCUGUGGUUUAGUCCACAGCGCCACCCGUGUCCCUUUUUAACUCACUAGUUUGUGCUAUUUGGAUGCUUUUGAUAAAUGAUUUCUCACAGCUGGGUAUUUUAUAUAUGAAAGACAGGACCUAAUGAACAACUCUAAUUGCAUUCAGUGAUAAAGUCUGAUGAAAGGGAUUGCGCUAAAGCAGGCUUUCUCAAACUUGGCCCUCCAUAUGUUUUUGGCCUACAACUCCCAUGAUCCCUAGCUAGCAGGACCAGUGGUCAGGGAUGAUGGGAAUUCUCGUCUCAAAACAUCUGGAGGGCCGAGUUUGAGGAAACCUGUGCUAAAGGGUGGUAGGAGUCAUAUAAAUAUUCUACGGCAUCAUCUGGUGGGAGAGAGGAAAUCACAGGCAGCCCUACCAUUAGGCAGAGUGAGAUGACUGACUCAGUUGGCAGAUACUGGGGGGUACCAGCAGCCUCUUGGCUGUUCCUCCAAAGUCAUUUUCCUCUAUUGGAGGGCACAGCUGUGGGUGCCAGACAGCCUGUCCUGGGCCUCUGAACUACUACACUGCUCUCAUGUGAUGGAGGACACUGGUGUGGUGAGCCUCUGUAGGUGGAGGGGUCCCAUCCUGCCUCAGGCAGCAUAAUGUAUUGGGCCAGCCCUGGAUAUAAUGUUAAAAGCUGGCUUCUUACUCUUACAGCAGAGCUUUCCAAACUGUGUGUGUCGGCUGCAGUGUGUCGUGUGAAUGCUCCCUGUGCUCCUCCCAGGCUUGGAAAAGGGUUAGUUUAACCUCUGGUUUACAAGUAAAACUGAAUUGCUGCAUCACAAAAUGAUGCAUGUCCAAAAAGUAUGUCACCAACAUGAGAAGUUUGGAAAGCUCUGACUUGCAGUGUCCCUCUUUUGGAAAAGAGGAGAAUCUCUGACAAGCCCAACCAUGCGGUUUGUGCAUUGUUGUGUUUUACGUAGGGAUGGCUGGAGAUGAUGUAACUGCAGAAGAGUUAUCCUAUGUAUUAUAGGACUAUAAGGAAGCAAUUUUAUUCACUGCCAUCAAUGUGUUGUCUUUUGUGGAAAACUUGUUCCAAAGAAUUUCUUAGAAAAUAUGAUAACUAUCAAUAGUUGGCUAACCUUAGAAGUAGCCAUAGCUAACCUUAGAACUAUUAUCUUGGACAAAUCCCAUGAAAGUUAGUGGAGUUAUCCUCAGGACUACUUUAGAGUAAGAAGAUGUGGGGUUAUGAAGCUAUAUUUCUUUGUCUUCCGUUGCUGUAUUGAUUUUUUAGAUACAGUACAUGGGGAGCUAUUGUGACACCCAUUAACUUAUAAAUGAAUGCUGAGGUCUCAAGGCACUACUUCAGAAAUUCCUCUCUUGUUGUGUGUCAUGAGUAACUCUAGUGCAGUCCUAUAUCUUACACUGUGUAGUCCUUACCUCACCUCACAAGCUGAAUCACAGAACAUCUAUUUAUGAAACUAUCAUUUUCUUUCAUUUAGAAAGCUUUAAUGUUCUCUCUUCUCUUUGCAUUUACAAAGGUGUGGAAGCAUUUUUAUGAUUGUAUAUUUUUAAGCAUUUUUUUUAAAUGCUGGAGGUGAAUUCGAACUGCAAGUCAGCUAAAUAUACUGUAUCACAAAACCUUGGGGACUACUGAAAUGAGAACAGUGGCCCAUUACUGCUAAGAAGGUGUUUUAUUGAAAAUAUGCCGACAUACAUUCCCAGGAGAGUGAGAAAAUACAGCAAGAUGCCCAGCAGUUAUACAGGUUGUUCUCCUAGACAAGCUAAUAUAUAUAGUUUGGCACUUCCAUGCUGUGUGCAAGAGAGUCAUAUAAUAGACUAAUGCACACUUUUGCAUUAAAAGGCCUCAUGUUUCCCUGGAUAAUUUCUUUAUCUAUUUCUGUUUAACGCGACCACCAUUUAUACCUUUCACUUAUUCGUUAAUUACAUAAAACAUUUUUUGUUUCCACUCGCUGGUUAGAUGAGGCAGCUUAGUAAAUUUAAGUGCAGUAGCCAGUAGAUGGCAGUGUUUGCCAAAAUGCUUUCCUCCGAUGAAGGGCAGGGACCUUCAUGUACACCCGUGCAUAUGCAUUGGGAAUUUGGCUUCCAGCAAAGUUUCUGGUCAACCAACCAGGGUAGGCUACAUUUUAAGGAAAGCAAGUUUCUAGACCACAUGAUUGCACUUUUUAAAAAAAAAACAAAAGGCACAAAGGGCAUAUUCAGGAGGUGUUUUCCAUAGGGCUGAUUUCACAUGCUAGGGCUAAGCCAGAAAUUCAGGAAUCAGCGCCUACAAAAGUCAGGUACAAAUCAAGGUGGAAUUUUGUGUAUGCCGCCUGUUCUGUCCCUGUUGGUGCUUUUCCCUACUGUUUCGACUAGCAUGGUUUACCACAAGGAUUGCUGUAAUCCCAACACACAGUUUGAGGAUCUUGGAGUGCUGAUUCAUACUAAAUAGAAUUGCAUUAGCAUCACCAUCAUAGAAAUACUUUCUUGUCACUGUACCACUUGUUUACAGUGAGAUUAAAGGAGCCCCCCCCCCAAUCUCUCUCAGUGCUUGUUACACUCUGUGUGCUGUCGUACAGCCACCAAUCCUGAACGUCAGCUGCAGUGUUGCUGUCUUCCAUUCAGCAGCCUCACGGUCCACAGGUAGAAACUGUUCUUUAACCUGUUGGUGCAGCUUAUCAUGCUUCUAUAUCUCCUGCCCGAGGACAGGAGAUUGAAAAGGUGCUGGCCAGGGUGUGAUUCCUCCCUGAGAAUGUUCCUCACUCUUCUGAGGCAAUAGUCUCCUGCGAUGACAUCUAGCGGACUCAGGGGACAGCCCAUGAUCUCGUGGGCUGUCUUCACUACCCUCUGUAGGGACUUUCUGUCCAUGGCUGUCAAACCAGCAUACCACACCGUAAUACAGUAUGAGAGAACACUGUCUAUCGUGGACCGAUAUAAGGAAAUCAUCAGUUGUUGUCUAACAUAGUUCUUUCACAAGACCCUAAGGAAAUGAAGUCUCUGUUGGGCCUUCCUGGGCUGUAUUGAUCUUCUAAGUUAGGUCUUCACUAAGAUGGACUCCCAGGAAUUUAAAGGAAGAGGCACUCUCCACACAGCCCCCCCCCGAGAUAUACAACGGGGCUAGCUCCCCUCUCUUCCUCCGAAAGUCCAACACCAUCUCCUUUGUCUUGCCAAUGUUUAGGUGCAGAUUGUUCUCUGAGCACCAUAUGGAUACCUUUUGAACCUCCCCCCUGUACACAGAUUCGUCAUAUAUAUAUAUAUAUCCCACCUGUGCUCCAAGGAACUCAAGGAACUCAUACAUGUUCCUCCCCAUUUUAUCCUCACAACAACCCUGUUAGGAAGGUCAGACUGAGAGACUGAUUGGAAGGAUCAGGGAAAGGACCCCCACCUACCCCUGGCUAUGGGCACGAUGAGAGACAUUUCACCCUCUUCACAGCACCUGUAAUUCUUCACAGAAAUCAUUUCCAAUUCUGUCUGUCCUCCUAUCAUUUCCAUUUUAUAGCACAUUGCAAUUGGGAUUUAAGGAAGGGGGUGAGGGGGAUUGCAAAAACACAUGGAAAAAGCAAGUCUCCCUCCUUGUUCUCCUAACAUAUGACUUUAGAAGAGGGGGCAGCAUUGCUGUGGUCUAAACCACUGAGCCUCUUGUGGUUGCCGAUCAGAAGGUUAGCGGUUCGAAUCCCUACUACGGAGUGAGCUCCCGUUGCUCUGUCCCAGCUCCUGCCAACCUAGCAGUUUGAAAGCAUGCCCGUACAAGUAGAUAAAUAGGUACCAUUGCAGCGGAAAGGUAAACGGCAUGCUCUCUGGUUUCCGUCACAGUGUUCUGUUGUGCCAGAAGCGGUUUAGUCAUGCUGGCCGCAAGGCCUGGAAAUUGAAGGAUAGAAAUAUUGACCCGCCUAGACAUAUUAAUGGAUUGUGUGAAAUUUCUUGCCAUUCUUUAAAAGAGGAUAGCUUUGAGAAACUCUGGCUGGGGCUGAGAUUCAUGGGCAUGGCAGGAGGGCAACUUAUCCACCCCGCCCCCAAAUCAAGUAAAUAAAUAAAAAUACUUAACUAACUGACAAAUUGCGUCACAGAUAACUCGGUUCUGCCCCUUAACAUACAGCCUGCCCCCUCUAAAAUAAAUCCUGGCUACGCCCAUGCUGAGAUUAUCAACAGAUUCCCAUAACUGCGGUGGUGGCCAUCCUUCUGGAUUUCUGGAACCAUACAGGGAAAGAGAGAGGUCAGAUGAGAUUCAAAGAGAAAGAAUUGCAGUAAGUACCGGUAGUCAAUAGGCAAGAUGCCCCCGCAAACUUAGAAAAGGCUGUAAAGUGUGGGUAGGUCAGCAGCAGAUGAUGAUGAUGAUCAUCAUCAUCAUAGGGCCAUGGCUAGCCCUAGAAAUACAGAGGGACGUAAGACACCCAGGAGACAGGGAGAGCUGAGGAAUGGUAUUUGUGGAAGGCUGGGUGUGCAUGGAACCUGUGCCUUUCCCCCCUCAAAAGAGGUUUCUGAUGCUCUUAAGCAGUCAUUAGACUAUUCAGGAGCACCCUUUCCACCGGACAUCAGUGGAGUGGCUCAUUUAUGCUCACUUUCCCAAAGAGUUUAUGUGGCUGAGGGUUUGGGGUGCUGAAAAAGCAGCUGCACAAACCAAUGUGCAUUAUAUUGGUGGGCUAGUGCACCUGUGUUGACUAGCUGCAUGGGUGUGGAUGGGGAUGCACAUCAGAAUGCACAUCCCAUUUGAGGGGAGUGUUGUGCUGACAAUACUGUGACGACUUGGGGUCAGGGUUUCCUACAGUGUCAGAGCUCAGAUGCACGUUCUACCCCUUCUUUCUUUUCAUCCUCUCUGACUAGUUUUGCUGAAGUUUGCAUCUAGCUGCCAAUUUCUUUUCUGGCUCGAAAUAAAUGAGAUAGAAUCGGAACAUAAGGAAAGCUCAGUAUAAUUGUGUACCAGAGGAACAACAGUACGGUACUCCACAUCAGAAAUCAAUUCUUGUGGAUUACUAUGACAUUCCUAGGUGUCAGCUUGUGAGGGUGGAUGCCUUCUGGAGCUUCAAGAGCCUCAUGGCUUUAUGAGGUGGAUGAGGUGAGGUAACCUGGCUGAGAAGUUCCUUUUGUGUGGCAGUGCACAAUUUUAAUCCUUCACCUAGGUCACCACACUGCCUAAUGCCAGCACUGAUCGUGAUUUCAUCAUAGCAAUUAGACUCAUCCUUCUAUAUGAUAAAAAUGCUACCACAUUUAUAUGUACCUGACUGCAUUCAGUUCAAGCAUGCAUGAAAUAAUUUUCUUCCUACAGCAAAUCGUUGGAUCAGAACCUCUUGGUAUAAAAAUGCAUCAAUUUUUCUUUCUGAUGGAAACUAAAGUUACAAUUUAUUAAGCAAGAAGAAAGCAGUUAAUUAAGAUCAGUCAAAUACAAAAGAUAGGGCAAAAAUGUUCCAAUCGUUAUUUAUAAAAAGAUGUCAGGUGCAAUUAUAUAUAAAAUUGUAUUUAUUUGAUUCAUUAUUAAUAACUGUAUGCUUUGAGAAAAACAAUAAUUUUUUCUGAAGCUUCUUCCAGAGCUCUUGUGCUAUCAUCUUCAUCACUCACCUGAAUGUUGACACUUCCUGCUGGUGCAUAUAUAAAUUAACCAGUAACACUGCCAUUAUAAAAAUGUUGCAUUAAAUUAAGAGAAAUGUAAACCGCUGUGCAGUAAAAAGAAGAAAAAUCUCUGACACCUUUAAGCCAAAUGUGCACUGCAUAUAAAUAACAACAACUCCCAUCACACUUAUUUUAAUGAUGACUUUAUCAUAAUGUGGACACAAAUAAAAUUAAUAUGGAGUUAACUGCUUCAGUGCCCCACGGAUGAAGUACCAGACAUGUCAAUUAUAACCACAGAACCAGGCAAAUAGAUAGGUAGCAGGGGGAUUCUUGUAUUACAGCUAUCUGUUUGGUUUCUCUUUAGGAUGAACAGAGUAUAUUAUUCUUUAGGGUUUUCAUUAUGACUUGUUUCACCAGAAAUGAAAUCCCUUGAUAAAAGAAGACACAGAUCAAUAAACAAUACCCUCCAGAAGCAAUAUAUGCUACCAUUUGCAAUCACUGAAAUAAUUCCAUCCUUCCACUGUAAACAGAAACAUUUUAAAUCUGUACUUAUACUGCAGAUUCCUGUGGUGUGCUCAUCUGUAGGCUGAAUGGUUUGAUGUUGUCACCCAUUGUAUCCUUCAUGGACCAUGGAGCCACAGUUGUUAUGUUAAACCUUGUGCAAAUAAAGCAUCCAAUCUUAUAUGCCUUCCUCCCUUUUUGAUGCUGCUAUUUUCUUGAUCCAUCUCUGUAAUCUCAACAUGGGAGAAGAUUCUGCUCUGGCUUGCAGUCCUGGAAUAAAUCCAGCGAGUAACAGAGAGGUGUGUCCUUGACUCCACACCUAAAGCUCCCAACCCUGUGGGAGAAGCCUUAAUCCUGCACUCUCUCAUGGGUCUCCCCCAGUCCUAGUGACAGCUUUACAUUACAGCUGUAUAACAGGUGGAAUAACUUUAAGAGGCAAAUAAGGAGAGUCCCGGACAGAUGCUCCCUUCCUCUCCACCCUAGUGGAGAACAGGACCCCAACUUGUUCAGCAUCCAAUCAUAAUAAAGGUAAAGGGCCCCUGACCAUCAGGUCCAGUCGUGUCCGACUCUGGGGUUGCGGCGCUCAUCUCGCUCUAUAGGCCAAGGGAGCCAGCGUUUGUCCGCAGACAGCUUCCGGGUCAUGUGGCCAGCAUGACAAAGCUGCUUCUGGCGAACCAGAGCAGCGCACGGAAACGCCGUUUACCUUCCCGCCAGAGCGGUCCCUAUUUAUCUACUUGUACUUUGAUGUGCUUUCGAACUGCUAGGUGGGCAGCAGCUGGGACCGAGCAACGGGAACUCACCCCGUUGCAGGGAUUUGAACCGCCGACCUUCUGAUCAGCAAGCCCUAGACUCUGUGGUUUAACCCACAGCGCCACCUGGGUCCCUAUCAGAGUAAUCAGAGUAGUUUACAUUAAUGCAAGCCUGCAUUGCUGUCUCUUGCUGAAAAGCAAAACUAGAUUGAGCAAAGGCAAAUUAAUAAAUCUCAUGUUGAUCAAUUCACCAUAUUCCUUUUUCAUUAUGACUACCGUCUUACAUGAAUAAUAUUUACCGGAACAUCAGAAAAACUCAGUUUGUGAACCCAGGUUACUCAUAUUCUCAUUAUCUAAAUUAUAUUUGGGUAACUUGUGUAGCUUCAAAUCUCUCUCUCUCUCUCUCUCUCUCUCUCUCUCUCUCUCUCUCUCUCUCUCUCUCUCUCUAAAUAAGGUGACCUAUUAUCUGAAUUGUGGCUUAUCCAAACAUUUAGAAUGUCCCCAACACCAUUUGGAUGCAUGAGGAUUCAUUGCCUUGCCAAAUUACUAUUAAGUGUUCCACAACUGUCAUCAAAUGAAUAAAUGUGUUUAUGUACUGCAUACAUAUUUUAUGUGUGCAUGCAUGUUAUAAUCCAUGUGUCAUUUAUACUAUGUAUUCAGUUAUAUGAAUUCUGCCUGAAGAUUUGGAAGGAGAGCAAAUGGCUCACCCUCUUCCUAAAUAGUUGUUGUCUUUCUUAUCACUUAGUAUCGCUGAAUUCCAUUAAUUUUCAACAAUUCUUACAACUGGGGAUAAUGUCACACUUGUAGAUAAUUAUAAGAACACAUUACCAAGGUUUUGGAAUCAGGUCUGUGUCAGAAAUAUGGAAACCAUGGAUCAUGUAAACCACUGGAUGUGCUGCCUUUGUGCAUUCUGAUUGUGUCAAGGUAUAAUCAAGCUACAGAAAUUGUAUUGUAGACAGUUGGCAAUAAAACAUGGACUACUUGAAGCUGAGCCUGUGCCGCAUUAUGAAUGCUUACCUGAUCCAGUUUUAGAGAAUGUUAAUUUCACACUCUAUUGGGAUAAACCUGUAAAUAGUACUGACAAAACAGCAGGUUAUAAUAAUCCAAGCAAUAAAAAUAUACACGGCAAUUCCUCCUACACGCAAAAUGAAAAAAAUAAAGAAACCGACAAGAAAUCCACAUUGCACUAGAAAUAGGAUGUAUGUUGGGACUCGCCAGAAUGUCGAGGGAUCUGCGUCUGUGUAUCUGUGUAUAAUAUAUACCCUCCGAAAUCAAUAGCUAUCCCUACCUUUGGAAAUACCUUAUUAAGCACCAUUGCUCCCAAACAAAACCAAUUAUUUGUCGUCAUUGUCAUGCAGCAUUCUGUUCCCAAUGGUAGCUGGGCAGAUGCCCUGUUGUUUGUCCCCUGUACUUGCUUACUCACAAGUACCCUGCCUUGGAACAUGGAAGUUCCAUCUUAGUUACUGUAUCCCAUGGUAGACCUACCUUUCCUGAAAUCCCCCCACGUAUCUUCCCCACAUCUUCCUAAAGCCAUAUCACACUCCUCACUAGAAUCACUGACUUUCAACCACUAAAGUUCAGUAAAAAAAGUUUUAAAGCUCUGGAUAUGUGAGUGAAGGUGGAGAAUGAUGGAGACCAAGUAAUAGGUUUGACAGUGGUGGGUGAGGAGAGAGAAACCAUGAGUGCCACAAUCCUUGUCUAUACAUAAAAACCAUAUCUGUCAUGGUCAGUUGAUCCUGGACAAGAUGAAAGUGGUGGAUGAGCUCGUUACUAUAUUUUCAAUGUAGAGAGAAUAUUAGUUUACGGGUUAUAAUUUGAAGCAAGGGUGGAAACGCUUCCCCCCCCCCUAUAAAUGGACAUUGAGCCACAGGAACCAUUACAAGCACCACAAUAGACAACCAUUACAAGCACCACAAUAGGCAAACAGCACCCGAACCAACUAAUCCACCUUGGAACCAAACAAGCCAGCCUCCUUCUUCAGAAAACUCUAGAUUCAGCCCCAGCUUGCUCUUCUCUGUGUGCAUAUGCAGGACUGCAGCAUCCAGAGAUCCCAAAGCAGACCUGGAGUGACCUUUCAACGCUGCAGUUUCCCCCCAAUGCCUUAAAAUACCCAUUGUGUGCAUGUGUAUGUAGAUGGGUUUUCUGUGAAAUAAAAAGACCUGGGUAAAGAAAUAAAGCCACUUGGCUGUCAAAAAUGAAAAUGGAAGAUGGCCCCUUGGUGAAUUUUAGGUGUUGUGAUACAAAAUAAGGUGAAGGAGGUCACUUAGAUAAAUUGGGACCAUGCUGUUUAAGAUUUCUUAGCAUCACUAAUAAGUAUAGAUUGCAAGUAUGCUGGAAAUUCCCCUUCUUCAGUUCAAGGAGACUGUGGUGUGUACAAAGAGGAAAGUUCCAUUUAUGUGUGGUUUGUUCCAUUUUCAGGCUCUCAUUCUUGAUUCCCAUAUUCUGUCCUAAUUGUGCUGCAGUUAUUCAGUAGUCCUGACCUUUGUGUGUAUAUACAGGCGGCUCUCAACUUACAACGGUUCCAGGGAUAGAGCAUAAAGCUAAAAUCGUGUAGCAUAGUCAAAACUGCAGUGGUGCAAAUGCAGCGGUGGGUGGGAUUGCCAAAGUCUUUUUUUCCUUGAUGUCCAUCCUCUUUUUGCCAUAUUUUUAUUUAUUUCUUAUUUUUUUGUCGAAUGCACAAAGCUGAAUGUGCACAAGUUAAAUGCACAUAAGUUGUGACAUUAAGGUAUAAUUUCAUUUUUGGUUUCCCCAUUUCUAUCUUCACAACAGUCCUGUGAGGUAGAUUAGUGAACCUUGUGGGUCAACAUAGUGCAAGAGGAAGAAUAAUAGCCUCUGCUCCUGAAAUUGAGGUGUGUUGUACCGCAUUUCCACAUUCUGAAAUUUGGACUACAUUCUCUUAUCAAUAACAUGGAGUUGAAAGGCUGUAUCACAUCAAGUUGUGGUAAGGAAGAGUUACAGAGCACUUUACCAUGAAGAAUACUGUAUGAACAAUAUUUUAAAAUGCAUACUGCUAGCUUGUUUGCCACAAGGUAGUUAUAUGAUCAUGAAUCUAAGAGGCAGUUAGCACAGAGUAGCAAAACGGAGAUCUGCAAGUGGAAAUACUGUGAAAAGCGUUAACUAAAUAGCCUCCAUCUCCCUCCUUCCCCUCCCAACACCUUUAGGCACUCAAACACCUGCAGCCUCUAAGGAUAUAAAAUAAACAGGUAUUAUUAUUUCACUUUAACCCCCAUCAUUAUUCUCUCUAUAAUUUUUGUUUAAAUAAUACGUGCAGCUUGCAAAGAAGGUUGUGUGAUAUUUACAAUCAGCUCCCAUGUUCUUGAUACCCAGAUUUAUCUUUUGACUUGUGCCUAUUGAUUUAAAAGCCAGGAUCUUUCUCAUUCAUGGAGGUUCCUUCUGGCAGAUUUAAGAUCUUGUAAAUAUUCAUAACUGGGGUUGCGGGGGUCAACUUUUUAGUGACCUGGACAAAACAUUUCAUUAAUUUGUUAUCUAAUACAAAAACACUUCAAGCAACAGAAAGCAAUCCAUAUCACAAGAUCACAAGUUGUCAGUGAGCUGGAUCCUUUGUCUUGUGAGCAGCCCCCCACCUUUUGUUGUUUGGUGUUCUUGGCUUUUGUAAAUAAUGCAUAUUGUGACUGCUAAUGGUAAUUAGCCCAUUUAAUUUUUUCAGUUAUGUGCUAAGGAAAUAACUGAAAAACUGCAAACUGCACACAGUUUCUUCAAUUAUAUAUAUUAAAAGUCAGAUUGGCCCUUCUUUGUAGAUAACAUUGAAAAGAAAUGAACCAAUCUAGUAUUAAAUGCCCUUGGUUGAGUGGAAAUAUAUUUAUGUUAUAGUUUCCAUGGAUAAAAAACAAAAAAGAGAGACCAGUAUUUUCAUUUGGGUUGGAUUAAUGAUUAAGGCAAAAUAGUAUUUCUUUCUUCUUGGAUAUUUGACACAUUGAGUGAUUGUUCUGCAUUAAUUACCCAGAAUAAUCAAACCAAGUAUCGCAAAUGUCCCGGCACAGACCAAGUCAUCAUCUGCUACCAAGUUCAGAAAUAUUUGUUUGGCACCCUUAACAACAGGUUAAUAAAACUCUUUUAUUUUGAAAACACUGAUCUGCGGGAUAUAACAGAUACAUUUGUGUCUUGUGAGCACAUUUUAACAUAUUAUCAUUCCCUACUAUGUGAUUCAUUUCCUUUUGCUUUGUUUAGAAGGGGUGGGUUGCAGUUCCCUACAUAGGCCGGGCAGAUUGAUAAUUUGCGCAAACUCUUGUUGGAGAGCUAUUUGUGUUUGUGUGCGAGAAAGAAAAUAUACACGUACAGGCACAUACAAAUCCUGUCAUACAUAAUCUGCACGAGGCAGAAAAACUCCAAAAGACAAGAGUUUGGUAAAAGAACAGUAAGAAUUUUGCAUAAGAGUGUGUAAAAGUUACAUCCCCACCCGGAAGGACUGUUUUGCAGUACAAAAUCACCCACCCCCUCAGCAUGUAAUUAUCUCUUUCUGGCCUAUCCAAUUUGAGCUGAUUGUUGUGAAGCCUUGCGUUAGCUUGCUGCUCUCUAGUGUCAUGUAGCCUCUGCCGAACAAAUUUUGCUCUUUAAAGGUUAGAUUGGUAAGCUGCUUUCUGUUAGUAAAUAUAGGGGUUGGUUUUUUUGUUUUUGUUUUGGGAAGGUGAGGUGGGGGUUGGCUUCGGAUGGUGGUGUGUGUGUGUGUGUGUGUGUGGAGGGGGGGAGAAAUAGUUUGGAAGAGGUCUUUUGAUUCAGAGUAAGUGUGUGCUCUUUGCCCUGCUUUUUAGCGUGCAGAUACAAACACAGUCGGGUCAAAGGGUUAACAGCAAUUAACUGUAGUUGCGUUGGAGACAAAAGCGUUAUUUCACAAAAGCAUUAUUUCACCUGCUGUCAGAAAAGAGAGAGAGAGAGCGAGGAGGCCCAUUGUGUAGGGGUGUUUGAACUGAUUAUGUUUAGAGGCUGGUUGUGAUUGGUGGAGAAGGGCGUGGCUGAUUGGGUAGUUUUGCAUCUUGUCAGCCCAGGAGCACCCUUGUGCGUGCAAUCUGUCUGUAACCUGAGGAAGCUAGAGACUGUACAACAAGGCUUUAAUAGAAGCUUCAUGGCCCAGCACUCUGUUUGUGGUGGUGGCAGCUAAAUGGAGUUUGGCAGGUUCCAGUGUCAGUGGCUAUGAUGACACCUCAAGUUAUCACUCCCCAGCAAAUGCAGCAGAUCCUCCAGCAGCAAGUGCUAACUCCGCAGCAACUUCAGGUCCUGCUCCAGCAGCAGCAGGCACUCAUGCUUCAGCAGCAGCAGCUUCAAGAAUUUUAUAAGAAACAACAGGAACAGUUGCAGCUACAACUUUUACAGCAACAACAUGCCGGAAAACAGCCUAAAGAGCCCCAGCAGCAACAGGUGACUUCACAGCAGUUGGCCUUUCAGCAGCAGCUUUUGCAGAUGCAACAACUGCAGCAACAGCACCUCCUGUCUUUGCAGCGCCAGGGUCUGCUGACGAUUCAGCCUGGCCAGCCUACCUUGCCAUUGCAGCCACUUGCUCAAGGCAUGAUUCCAAAUGAACUGCAGCAACUCUGGAAGGAAGUGACGGGUUCUCACACAGCAGAGGAAGCUGCAAGCAACAACCACAGCAGUUUGGACCUGUCGACAACAUGCAUCUCCUCCUCAGCCUCCUCUAAGGCCUCCUUAAUAAUAAACCCACAUGCCUCAACAAAUGGACAACUAUCAGUCCACACUCCUAAAAGAGAGAGUUUAUCCCACGAAGAACACUCUCAUAGCCAUCCGCUUUAUGGGCACGGAGUAUGCAAAUGGCCAGGCUGUGAAGCAGUAUGCGAAGAUUUCCAGUCAUUUCUAAAACAUCUCAACAGUGAGCAUGCGCUGGAUGAUAGAAGUACAGCCCAAUGUAGAGUGCAAAUGCAGGUUGUACAACAGUUAGAGCUGCAGCUUUCAAAAGACAAAGAGCGCCUGCAAGCUAUGAUGACACACCUACAUGUAAAGUCAACUGAACCAAAAGCUACACCUCAGCCUCUGAACCUUGUAUCUAGCGUCACACUUUCAAAGACUGCGUCAGAGGCUUCUCCACAGAGCUUACCUCACACCCCCACCACCCCAACAGCACCCAUCACUCCUGUUUCCCAGGGACCUUCUGUCAUCACUACUACCAGCAUGCACAAUGUCGGACCUAUCCGAAGGCGGUACUCUGACAAAUACAACGUGCCCAUCUCUUCAGCAGAUCUUGCGCAGAACCAAGAAUUCUACAAGAAUGCAGAAGUCAGGCCACCCUUUACAUAUGCAUCCUUAAUUAGGCAGGCCAUUCUUGAAUCUCCAGAAAAGCAGCUAACACUAAAUGAAAUCUACAAUUGGUUCACGCGAAUGUUCGCCUACUUCAGACGCAAUGCAGCAACGUGGAAGAAUGCAGUGCGUCAUAAUCUUAGUCUUCACAAGUGUUUUGUGCGAGUAGAAAACGUAAAAGGGGCAGUAUGGACAGUGGAUGAAGUAGAGUUCCAAAAACGAAGGCCACAAAAGAUCAGUGGAAACCCUUCACUUAUUAAAAACAUGCAGACCAGCCACACCUACUGCUCACCUCUCAGUGCUGCUUUACAGGCUUCAAUUGCUGAGAACAGCAUACCUCUGUACACUACUGCUUCCAUGGGAAAUCCCACUCUGGGCAGUUUAGCCAAUGCUAUGCGGGAAGAACUUAAUGGUGCAAUGGAGCAUGCGAACAGUAAUGGGAGUGACAGCAGCCCAGGACGUUCCCCUAUGCAAGCAAUGCACCCGGUGCAUGUUAAAGAAGAACCAUUAGAUCCAGAUGAAAAUGAAGGCCCGCUGUCCUUAGUGACAACAGCCAAUCACAGUCCAGAGUUUGACCACGACAGAGAUUAUGAAGAUGAAAAUGUAAAUGAGGACAUUGAAUGAGUAUGUCUGUGAUGUGAUCCUGCAAAUGAAGAUCACGGGGAGGGAGGAGAAAAAAACAACCAUAUACUUCAAAAUUAGCUGUGAAAUCUCUCCCCAUUAUUGUACAGUCUGGAGGAAACACUUGGUCCAUUUUGACAGCUAUAAAGUACGUUAACUCUUAGUGCCAUCAAGUAUCCCAUUUGGGAGUAUUUUUGAUUUUUCUACUUUUUGUUGAAAAAAACAAACAAAAAACAAAGGAAUUUGUACUCUGUGCAUUGGAUGGACUUGUUUGGUACUUGGGAUUCCCUCUCACAGUCAACAUCAGUGUUGUAAAUUUGUUCAACCAAUUCAUUUAUCCACAAUUUGGCAGCAGACUUUGGACUGCAAUUCUUCCAAUUUGGGACACCGAAGACAUCAACCUGAGCAUGUACACAUAAUUGCAGAUCAAGCCUUUGCCCAGAUUUUGAGGAUUCCAAUGGACAAUAUUUGCACAGUAUCGCAUGUUGAUUAUCACUGCCUUCACUUUUUCUUUCUUUGCUUCCAUUUGGGAUGGGGAAGUCGUGUGCGUGUGUGCACACGUGCACCUACAUGUGUGCGUGCAUAAGUGUGUAUGUGUGUACUGAAGAGGGGUUAAAAGAAAAUUCUCCCAAUUUUUUUAGUGUAUAACUUUGAUUUUCCCCUUACUUCUCCUACACCAUUUUAAGUUCUGACCUCAGGCCUCAACUGGCCAGAGCCUUUUGAGGCUUAAAUGUUUUCUGUACUUUUGUGAUGAAUGUUAAUAGGUGUUUUUAUUAUACAAAGCUGAAUGUCCUUGGAAUUGUUUGUAGUUCUUUUUCUACCAUUCAUUCCAGUUUCCUUCAGAUGCCAUCAUGUUUUCUUUAGCUAUGGAAAACAUUCCAGUUUGGGCUAUAUUCCCACUCCUCAACCCCCCCCCCCAAAAAAAAAGAAAAAAAGAAAAAGGUUUUCAAAAGCUGCUGUAACCGUGUGCAAAGAUAUCUUUGAUCAGAAAGAAAGGUAGUUGCAAGAAUUGAGAAUGAAAGGCAAACCAGCACAAAACAGUAUAUAGGAUGCGCUGCAAAUUCAUUCCACAGAGCAGUGUAUGUUGUUAACAUAGUUCAGAGUUUUUGUUUCUGGGCUUUCGUUUUUUUUAAUUAUUUUUUUUUGCAGUAAUGGUAAAUAUUUAGUAACACAAACUUUUAACAGCACAAAAAAACACUGAACAUAACACUGAACAUACACCAUACAGGGUUUUAUUAUGUCAGAAAUGAAUAUAAUCGUGGAAAGCUCUUAGCUUUUUAACCUGAGUUUCUGGGACAUCGAAUGCUUCUGGAAUAUCUAAAAUACCAAUCUGCCUAUACGUAUUUUCAAUUCACGUUCAAAAGUGGGCAUUAUGGGAGCAUUGUACGUGGUUAAACAGAUUAAACAGUUUGAGAAUUAACUGGUGGCAUCCAUCAGCUUGAAUAUAAUUUAGGUUUUGGAUUCAACUUCUAGGGAAGGCCCACUAGUUGUAAAGUGUUAAUAAUUUUAACUUUGCAAACUGCAGUUAAGAUCAUUACACAAUACUACACCAACCAGUAUCAGAAACUGACAGCUUGAAACCUGUGGGUGAAUUAGCACUGUUGCAAGUUGCAGCAUUCUUCAAAGCAAAUGCGGGCAGACAGCUGCUGUUAGAACAUUGGUACCCAUUGAUCACUGGACAUCUAAACACUUUCCAUUCUCCACUUCUCCGUAACUCACUUAUUUAUGUCGGACUAUAGCUUUUUAAUUUCAAACGCCUUUCUGUUUUUUAAUUUAUAUUCUACUUUUGUACCUUUCCCCCUAAAAUUACCAAAGAUAUUACACAAAGGUAAAUUAUGUUCUCUGUUAUAUGCUUUAUCUUAUGAAGCCAAAUAUCCUCUUAUUGUUGAUCAAAGGAGGUGAAAGAAUUUAGAAGCAAAUGUCAAGAUACGGGCUAUGGCUAACCUGAGAAGGGAAACUGCUCCUUUAUUAGAGUCUUAAGUUAGAAGACCAAGUAGAUUGCUGAACCAAAGUUGUUGUUGUUUUAUUUUUUGUUUCUUUACAGGGACCAAAUGCAUUUCUGUAAAGAAAGAUCUUUUUAAGGCUAAAGCUAUGGAACAGUAUUAAGUGGAGGGAGCAUGUAAGGACAGCAUUUCAUUUUGAGAAAACAGGAGAGUAGUCAAAUUUUCCUGCAAAACAAAGGAGAUGCUUACGUAAUAUACAGAAGAACUCUCGCAACUUAAACUGAACCAUAUAAUAGUAUCUCAAGAAUUUAAUUUCCUAUCCUUUUGUUUGGUCUCCGGCUUUGCAAAUCCUAUUCACUUUUGCUAAAAGCAAAUUGCAAGGCAAUUUCGGUUUAAUUUGCUUUAAUCUGUGCACAGGACCUUAGAGUGAUUUUGUGACCGUUGUUGUGUUUGGGGUUUUUUUCCCCCUUUGAAAUUUGGUCAGCAUCUUCCAUGCAGAAUAACACCCCUGUCCCCUUGUAAACUUUGGUACCAUUCAAGUCAAUGGGAGAUUUUUGCCAUUAACUUCAACUGGAUGCUAGUUGCUGCAUCCUUUACUGACAGUGAAAUAUAUAAAAACACAACUUCCCACCCCCACCCCCCUUACCUGAUUUUGUUUUAAUUUAAAGGAGGGCAGUCUGUGGUCAUCUGAAACAUUUUGGAAACAAACCGUAUGCAGGCAGCACCAUGGCGUGCAGGAGAUAGCCAGGAGGAUCACAAGAAGCGAUCCCUGUGCUUCAAAACUGAGUGGUUUUGCUGGUUAGCUUGGUAUUCCAAAAGGGGAUAAAAAUCUGGUAGAUUAGUUCAUUCUCAGCAUGUGUAGCUAGACGAGUAAAGAUAACAGCAUGAGAAACUGUUAGUACGCAUACCUCAGUUCAAACUGUUAGGGAAUGAGUAAUUUUUUUAAAUAAAAAAAAAACUACAUUUCACUCAGUUGCACUUAGUUAUAUGUCUUGCAUGCAUAGUCUAAAGACUGUAGCAAAAUAAUAAAAGAAAAAAUGAAAUAAUAAUAAAAAAUUAGACUUACCGUAUCUUGCAGGUAUCACUGUCCUGCAGAAGAACCAAGAGAAAAAUCUCAGGCUUUACAUCAAGCAAACUUUGCUAUUUUUUACAAAUUUCUGAUUCUGUGUCCCUUUCAAUAAUAACAAUUGUUCCUAUAGGGUGGGGUUUAUUAUGUUGUACAUAUAUAGCCCAAUGUGUCUCUGUGAUCCUUUUUGUCUUUUGGUGGGUGGGAUGGGGCAGCAGGGGAAAGAAAUGGGGGGGAGGGAGAAGGUCCUUUUUUAAGAAAAUAAAAAAAGUAUCAUUCCUCAAAAGGAAUAAAUGCAUACCUGUUAAAACACCCUUUGCUUUUUGUGCAACUGCUUUAUAUAAACUAUACUUUUAAAAAAUGCUUUGGGGGGAAAAUCCUACUGUAUGUAAUGGAAUUGCAGAAUAUGCUGCACAUAUAUUUUAUUUAGUUAUCCUUGCUUUAAGACUAUUGGAUGACAUUUGCUGACAUGUGGGAGAAAAUCCCAAACUCUUUGUUUUGGCAGAUCCCCCCACCCCCGCACUUCCUUCUGGCUUCUAAAAUGUAACAUAGAUGACAAAUGAUUCCCAACCCCCCCCCCCAACCCCACUGUUAUGGAUCAAAUCAUUUUUGUACAGGUUUUUUUGUUGUUGCUGUUGUUGCUGUUAUGCUGUUUUGUUUUCAUUUUAAAUACUUUCCCUGCCCCUUCUGUUAUUUCCCUACCACUGCCUAUUUCUGGCUGUCUUAAGGGGCGGGAAAAAGUUGUUUCAAAAAAUGUUUUCUUCUCCUGCAGUAAAUACUUUGCAUGAUGAAUUCCAAGGUCACACUUUCAAAGUUUUAUCAGUGAAGUAGUGAUUAAUAAUGGAGAGUGUCAAAAAUUAUUGAACUUUUGUAUAAAAAAGAAAUACUUUACAAGGUGCCAAGAUGUAAAGACAAUUUGUUACAUGCUCUGUUUUUAUUUUAUUUUCUCUCAAAAGAAAAGCAUACAUUAUGAAAGUAGUACAGGUAAACCACUGUUAGGAAUGAGAGUCGAAGCCUACCUUAUACACACACACACACACACACACACACACACACCUCUCCAUGGAACUGACUGGGCUCUCUUCCCUCCCCCAGCUGAGCUCGGCUGUCAGCUCUGAUCACCUGUUCCAGAGCAGGAGGCAGGGAUGGAAGAGGGGAAAGUCUUCCUCCCCACAUAGACUCCAAAUGCAGCAAUAGGUCUGCAGCUUUUUGCUGCAUUUGCGGACUUCUAGACGGAGAUGGAUACCCUGCCUGUACCCCCAAGAGUUGGAUGCAGCGGGUUCUCUUAGCAACUUCUUCCACCGACAGUAGAAAGAGUUCCAUAGCUAGAACCCUCUUUUUGUGUAAAGCUCAUCCCUUCUCUGGAUUGGGACAAUGCAGUUCAAAUGCUUAAAACCUGCUGGAUUUCUACAUUUGACCAGAGGCAGAAGAAAAUGGUGGUGGGCGGGCGGGGAAGAAUCAAGGCUUAUGUUAAACUUCAGUAAAGAAAUACAAUAAAUAAAAAUGUUUGAUUCUCCUUUAGGAGAACCCAGCCAUAGCACCCAUGAUCAGCUUAUCAGGGGUGGGAGAAGGAGGAGAUGGGGAGGGGGUACGAAUCUACGAAUAAUACAGAUCAUUAGAUAUUUUAUAUAUAAAUAUAUAUAUAAAAAUAUAUCAAAGUUUAAAAAAAUAAUUUUGAACUGUUGUAGUUUUCAGAAUGCUGACAAGCUACGUUCCUUAUAGCAUGGAGAAUGUGUUUUAAACUCUUUUGGAAAGUUUUGGUAUCUUUUUUGCUUAACGUACUUUUUAGAUGUCGCGGAAAACUAAUUUAUCAUUCUUAAAAGUCUUGAGAGUUACAUUUGCAGACCCGUUCCAUGUUUUUAAACAGGCCCAGAGUUAGUAACAGGAUAUCUCCUUCCCAAAAGCCUUGAUGAAAAUGGUACAGUCCAGACUGUUAGCAUGGUUCUUCAUGUGUAUGUGCUGCCAGUAACAAGAUCCCCCCUUAUUUUGUUUUGGUUUGGUUUUUGAGGCAUACAAGAAACUCAUUCCUUACAUCAACUGUAAUUCCAUCAUUCCAUGUCUGUUGAUGCAGACAAUAAAAUGUUGUGUAGUCAGUACUUAUUACUGACAUUAUAGCAUUCUCUAAUGCAAUAAAAGUGCUGGUUGUUCACACUG
Molecule: messenger RNA, 46748 nt
Organism: Zootoca vivipara (common lizard)
Lineage: Eukaryota; Metazoa; Chordata; Lepidosauria; Squamata; Lacertidae
Gene: FOXP1
Product: forkhead box P1
Biological process (GO): regulation of transcription by RNA polymerase II
Cellular component (GO): nucleus
Molecular function (GO): RNA polymerase II cis-regulatory region sequence-specific DNA binding; DNA-binding transcription repressor activity, RNA polymerase II-specific
Source: RefSeq, a predicted model, not a curated record